GCUCCGCACUCCACGCAUUACCGUCGCGGUACGCUCGUCGUUCGGUCCGUCGGUUAGUUCAGUCAGCUUGGCCGUCGCGUCAGCACGUCGUCGUCGCGGUCUGCGUUUUCGCUCUCCCGGCUUUCCGUAAUAUUAUUCGACCGGCAUACCGAAUUAUUCGUCUCGUCUCUCGCGCGUUUCGAAUCGGAUUCUCUACGCGUUGCGUACAACGGAACGAAAAAACAUCAAAACAAUUUUCGUUUUUUUUUCUCGUCGUGUGUUUAAAUUGUUGUUAAUUUUUUUUUUUUUUCCGAACGGACGCUGAGAUAUUAUAAUUUAUUUUCUCCCCGGCAAUUUUCCGGUCAUUAUUAUUUUCGAUCGGUGUGCGUGUGCGCGGCAGCAAAAUUAUAUUUUCGCCUUCCGAGACGGACGAAAAUCCGAAGCUCCUGUACAACAAACACGCGCGAAUAAGGUAAGAAAAAAACGAAAUAUUUUAAAAUGUUUACUUUUUUUUUUUCUUAUUUUCGUACGCGUCGUACCGGCUGCAAAAAAAUAUAAUAUCAUUUGAAUUAAAAUCGUUACAAUCGUUUGUCAUCGGAUAAAUGUCGGAGCUUAUGGACUUUGAAUAUUAGUUUUAAGUAGAAAAAAAAAAUUUAAUCUAUUCGUAUAUACGAACAUUUCGCGAAAAAAAAAAUCGAAAAUAUUGCGCGUCGCGUUAAAUAUUUUAUAACUGUGUGCGUCCGCGAUAUUCUCGUGAAAUAUUGAAAAUAAAAAAAAAAUUAUAAUAAUUAAACAAGACAUUUUUCUAUUUUAUACGCGGAAAAAAUCGUAGGUUUAAAAAAAAAAAAAAACUAAUAAUCAUAAUUAUAAUAUACAGUUUGACGAUAUCGAACACGAGACGACGACGACGUACGCGAAAAUAUUAAAUCAAAUCGAUUCGGUCACCGAAAAUAUUUUUUUAAAAAUUGAUCCCGGGUUGUUUCGCGGAAGAAAAAUAAUUGAUGUGUGUGUGUGUGUGUGUGUGUCUUUUUUUUCAUUAAAAAUCGCAUUCCCAGUAACAUAAUAUUGUAAGUAACAGUACCAUAGAAGUAAGUCGCGACUGUUGUAAUACACCGCGUUUUUAUUUUUAUAUUGAUGUAUUUUUUAUUCGAUAAAAAAAUAAUAAGAACCACAUAUAUAAUAUUAUAUAAAAGCGAAUAAUAAUAAUAAUAAAAAAAGAAUGUUGCAUCGGUACUGCCGCAUCGGUAUUUUCCUUCGUAUUUUGCAUUUGUGUGUGCGUGCGCGCGUAUAAUUUAAGAAACGUAGUAAAAAAUUAUGAGUGUUUUUUAGGUACUUAUAUUUUUUUUUAAAUUUCCAUUCCGUACACGGGAACGAUUAUUUUUCAAAAGUGAAACGCGAAAUAUUCACGUUAAAUCGGAGUAUAAUAAUCGUCAUUUUCGUAAUUAUAUUAUUACUACCAAAAACGAAAUUACGCGAAAAAAUCAUUUAUCGAAGUUUGUUUAAUUUUUUUUUUUUCGUUUACCUUUAAAAUUCAAACGUAAAAAUCAAAAAACCGGCGAUUUAUUAUUGCGCGUUUUGGAAGCGAAGGGGAGUUAGUUCCUCGUUGAAAUUAGGCGUAUCGAAAAGCAAACGCCGGUAUGCGUAUUCGCAUUUUUUUUUCCCUAGACAACUUCCGAGUCCGCCCAGCCGAAAUUUUCUAAUGACGGCCGCCAAAAGUCGCGUUAUAUAUUAAAAAAAUGAAUUUCUCCGCCGCGGUUUUAUGCCAUGAGGCUUGAGCCCCCUCCGUUACGUAUACUCGGCGUUCUUAUAUUGUAUAUAUUGUAUUCGAGGGGCUGACACCGCGACUAACGCUAAUCCCGAUUCUCGUCAGUUAAUAUGAUAUACACAGGGUACCUAUUGUUAUUAUGUCUUCGGUCCCGGGGAGAAAACGCGGGCCGUUCUGUCAAAUAUCGUUUUCGGCACGAGUGAAUUGUGAUUUUCGAAAAUUUCAGAUUACUCGGCGACGGUUUCCGUCACGUGGGCGUUUUGUAAACGACUCGAGAAUGACAUUAUAAUAACAUUACAAUAACGUAGCGCAGCUUUUUUCAUCGGAAAAAAUAAUAAAUAACGCGUCGUAUUUUAAUUUUCGGUAAAACGUCGCGCGCGCGUCAGAACGCUUUUGGUCCGUUUAAGACGGCGACGGUCGAAGUAAACGAAUUGCGCGUAGAAGACGCGAAAUUAAAAAAAAAAAAAAAAAAAAAAUUUGUCGAAAAUCGAAGUGUCCUUCCCCCCCCCCCCCCCCCCCCGGCAAUCGAAUAACGACAUCCGAAUAGAGCGUAAAGUUUUCAGCGUCGAAAUAAAACAGCCCCGAGAUACGAUUUUAAUAAGCGGCUCGACUCUCGGUUCUCGCGAGUAUAGUUUUUUCUUUAGAGCGUUCGAACGGCACGGGUUUUUUUUCGCUAGAUUCAUAGAGAAAGAUAAAUUUUACUCGAUAAAAAAAAAAACCUCAAAUCGAUCGACAUCACUAUAAUCCUAAUCCUUAGAUUGUAUUAACAAUCGUCGACGGCCGUGGCGGUGUCUAAAAUCUUAUAACCGCUAUCGAUAAAUACUAAAUCGUUUUAUUAUUCCGUUUCUAUACUAUUGGCAGGUAUCGUUUACGACGUUACGGUUUCGUUUUUUUUAUCAAACAAUCAUUUUCAGUACAUUUAACGGUGUACAUCGUGUCGUAAGCGGGAUUUCGACGCACUUUACGUUUUUCCGUUAAAGUUUGCCGCGGUGGCGAAUUCGUUAUUUUCGAACGAGAAUAGGAAAGUUUUUUUUUUUUUUUUUGACAUAUUAAUCAGUAUGAUAUCGUGCGAGUAUUUCCCGAAAAAUUCCAACGUCUAUCGUCGAGUUUCGCUCGGUAUUUCAUCAACCCGGACGGUUUCGGACGGCCGACACGAAAAUAUAUCGUUAAAAGCUAUUAAAUAGCGUCACAAACAUACGCAUAUACAACAGUGAAACUGUCGAGAUUUUUAAACGGGGUAGAGGUGACUAAAAAAAAAAAAAAAAAAACAUAACCGGACGAAAAAACCGUUUCGCUAAAUACACGCGCGCGAUUAUAAUUUUGUUAUGACGUAUUUUUAUGCUCGGCCGAAUACUGCAACAAAAGUGCGACGGUUGCACCUGUGUUAUUUUGUCCGUAAAGUCAUUUUUACGGCGCGCGGUGUUAUUUAACGGGACCAAUGGUGGGAGGGGGUGAAGAGAUGGAGGCUCCUUAGCGCCCUCCCGUUCGCCCGAAUAUACGCCUUCUGUUGUGCACGCACGAUUUCCGGCGAGUAUUAUUAUAUUAUUAAUAUCACGGCUAUAUAUUUUUUUAUGGAUUGCAGUACCGAAUAAUAAUAAUUGUUAUUCGUGUUAAUAUUUACUGUUGAACUUUGAAUUCGAUUCGCUGAACAAUCGCCGUUUUCGAUUUGCGGCCUUAUUGCAUUAGUGCCGAAUAGUUUUCUCGGUAUAUUUCAAACAAAUUGGACAUUUCCCGUUGAUUUAUACUCGUGACAGACGAGGGGGAAAACGCGACCGAAAAUUUCGCCAAAUAUCUCGCGCCGAAACGCCGAGCGCGGCGUUAUUAUCUCGAACGUUGUUUGCCAGCGAAUAGAAUAUACGUACUGUGAUAGCGUUAAAAAAAAAAAAUAUUAAAAUGCGCGCGCGAAACGAUUGAUGUGUACUUCGUACGUUUCGUAUGGUUUUUUUUUUUUUUUUUUUAUUCAAUCUGCGAAUCUGAUCCGCGGGCGUCGUCGUCGUAAUAAACGCACGUCGAAAAGUUUUGAUUAGACAGCCGCGCGGGAUCGCACGUUCGGCGUACGAGGUUUUUUUUUUAUAAUCAAUUAAAAAAAAAAAAAGGAAAAAAAAAGAUCGAAAACACCCAUAUUGUUGUUUAUUAUCGGAUCGACGUCACGUCGUAUAAUAUCUGCUGCAGUGUACGGCCUAUAACUCCGACGGGAGUAUUCUGGCUUUUUUCUAUUUUUUUUUUUUUUUUUUUGUCCUCUCAUUGUUCUCGCUCGCGCGCGCACGCGCUCACACACAUUGUGCUCGCAUUAUUACCCGCGAUUGCACCGAGAAUAUACGAAAAAAAAAAAACAAUACAUCUACGAUAAUAACAAUAAUAAUAAUACGGUUUACGUAAUUUUUUUUUGUUUCCAUUACAUUAUUAUCGUCGAAACUUUCCUCCGCCGACGUCUCGGCGGUUUACGUUUCUCGGGCGAAACGACGAAAAAAAAAAAAAAAACAAAUACAAAUUCCGUACGACUAUAAAAUAAUUCGCUGUACGUUUCUUAAAUAACAUACUCUAUGGUUUGCGUUUUUUAAUUAAAUAUUACAGUGUCGAUUUUCAUACCGAACCGGAUUAUCGAGUUUUUUAUUUUUUUAUUUUUUUUUUUUUUACCUAUCAUCGGUGAAAAGUAAAGAAAAAUCGCCGGUCGGAUCCCGGGAGUAUUAUUCGAACGGGCCGCGGUCGACGUGGACGCGGUUUUCCCACGUUAUCGUCGAUUUUCCCGAAAAAUUCCGAUUUUUACGUUUUGACGAUUUACCAAAUGUUUCUCCGCCGAUCUAUGGUCCGGUUAAGGUGUACAGCUGUUUUUACGAUUAUUGGCGAAUAUUUCGGUAGCGUUGACGACUACUGUGGAACGUCGAAUUCCCGAGUAACCUAUAGUGACGACAUUUGUCGACAAAUACGUACACGCGUCCUAAAAAAAAAAAAAAAUCAGCAAUUAACAAUUAUAGCGAUUGCCGACCGUGACCCUGUUUUUUUUCACCCCCGACACCGUCUUUUUAUUUCGGCGACAGCUUACAAUUGCGUCGGUACAAAAAAGUGAACUCGGACAUUCCGAACCGAGACUGGGAGCCCGGGAGUCCGUAAUGAUUCGCGACCGCUUCCAAAACGUAUCUUUUCAUCCGCGGGUUUCGGGGAGAAACUCUGUUUACGCCCCCGCGUCGACACUCGCGCGCGGGUCAACACUUUUUACGCGUUCUCCGAGAGCCUCUCCGAAUGUGCUGUGCACGAGACGAGAUCUCUCCGUUCGUUUGCAACGGCGGCGCGAGAAAACAAUUUUGUUCUUUUCGUAUAAUACAUAUCGUAUUAUCUAUACUGGAUUUUAUUCACGCGCACCAUAGUAUCGUCCCGAAACGACGAAAUCGAUAUUGUAAUUUCGCGGUUAUCCGAAAUGGAUUUUGAUUGUUUUUUUUUUUUUUUUUUGUUUUCGAAACGGAUAAUUGAAAACCGUAUAUAUAUAUUACAGAAGCGGCACGUAUUAUGAUAUUAUACACGGAUAGGAUUUUUUCGAUUCUCGUCGACGUUUUCGAUUCAACAAUAUUAUUAUUACCUAUAUUAUUAUAGGCGGUACCGGGUGCAGUGUGCGAUGAGACGAGACCGCGCGAACGUAGCCGACGGUCGCGGUGCACGUGUAUGUAAUUCACUCGGAUUCUAUCGUCACGUCCGCGCCGAUAUCUCGGAAAUCCGGUUUCCAUACGGCGGCGGCCGAUUGGCCGGCUACCAUAGGUGCCGGUACACGUUAAAAUACCGUUAAGAAAUUAUUUACCGUGUCGUAAGUCGAUCCGGACGGAUCGCCGCGUCGGGAAAACGAGAAGAAGAUUAUACCGGCCCCUUGCAGUACCGGGUCACCGAAUAGACCGCGAACGAGAAAGUUCGGCCGUAUCGAGAGUUCGAUCGCGCCCAACGAGAUUUCCGGUCGGAAAGUUCGAUUUAUCGCGGACGACAAAACAACGAAAAAAAAAAGACUUACGACGGGGGUUACGGGUCGGGUGCCGGGGACGCGUUUUCGGGUCUUUUUUCGUUUUAAAAACCCGUCCGUCUUGUUAUUUAUUUCGAGCCGCGCGCGAUACUACGUGCGCGCGGUGUCCGUGUAACGCCGUCCCGGGUCCCCGGACCGUGUAUACGUAUAAUUAUUAUUGUAAAGCUCAAAGGAAAAAAAAAAAAAACCGCAGCGGACGAAACCGACCGACAAAACACAAAAAGCACGUAUACACGGGGACCGGGACAAUACACUUGGGGGGUCGUGUGGUGCGGUCGGAGGGUAUCGUCGCGUCUAGCCGCCGUUUUAAUGCAUCGCGUUUACGCCUAACCUUAAAAUACAUCACCGCGUACGUAAUAACAUUGUACACACAUGCGCUUGUUUAUACGCGUAUACAGAUGUAAUAUAUAUCGGGUUUUGUCGGGAGCGUACUAUAUUUUAUGAAAAUAUACCCGCGGAACGGACUUUUACCGAACGUAUAAUAUUUUUUAGCUCGUAUAUAUAUGUACGAUAAGCAAACGUCGGCGCGAGUACACUGCAGUGACCCCGAGCAUCCCGCGAGAAACAUCAUGCAACAAUAGCGGCAUCGGUGCCCCGGAUUACACGUGUACAGUUCGAGGGGGGAGGGGGUGGCUAUACAUACUCUUUUACCCGAAACCUUUUUUUUUUUUUUUUUUAGAUUCGCAAAACUAUUAAUUUAUAUUCUUCGCAUGUUUUUCUGUAUCGAAAUAUCGACGGUAGUCACUGCGGUAUUAUAAUAUUAUAUUAAAUCGUAUAUUGAUACGAGAUACUCGUAAUUUCAAAAAUAAAUAAGAACCUACGGGACGAAUUUCCAAACAUUUCAAUAAAAUAUGUAUUGAAUAAAGUUCCGUCGGGCAAAAUAACCCGCAUCAUAGGUAUAACAAAAAAAUUGGAGCAAUUUUAUAAAUCGAAAAAGUUUAUUCCGAGGAAAUAUCCUUUGCAAAACUAAUGGCUUCUUCACUAUACCCUCAGAAUCUAAAAACAACUGAAAAAAGACGAAAAAUCUUGGCCCCUUUGCCUUGCGAGGCCCUGGGCUACAGUUUUCCUCCUUUAGCCCUCUCCGUAAUCUAGCACUGAUCAACAUCACCGACGGCAUCCUUUAUAUUAUUGUAAUAUAAAACUUCGAAACGAACCAGUUCAAAUGAACGUCAUAUUAUAUACGUGUUCGUCCGUUUAAAGUUAAAAGUGUUAUACGAACAAAACGUGCAUUAUAAGUUGGUGUUUCAUUGAAAUUAAGUUCGUAUUUUUAAUAAACCAUUGGACAUUAAUAAUUGAGUUUUAUACCCUGUUAUAUAUUUCAAUUAUUUAGAUUCCGAGUUUUGCAUCGAGAAUUUCGAAUUCAAAUUUAAACGAUUACGUUAUCGUCCUACUACGGCCGCUACAAACAGAACUGAUCUGCGGUUAGAUCUUUUUGAGACUAUUUAAGGUGUACUUCAAAACAAAUAUGAGAUUUAGUAAAGAAAUAAAAUAAAAUAAACUUUUAAGUUCAUUUAUAGACGAACUUUGCUAAUUCGUAUAAAGAAAAAAAACGGACAUUCUUCGCACGAUGAGUGGACCACUUUUAUAGGUGAGAAUUUGAGAAGGUAGAAAGGAACUUAAUAUAUAUCUGUACGGAACCAUUAAUCGUUGCAAACGGAAAACGAUUCUGAGCGAAGUUCGAUUAUAUGUGUUUUAAAGCACCUAAUAAUAUUUACGAUUUUCGUCAAAAUUUUAAAUUAAAAUUUUUAUUAAAAAAUAAAAAUACUAUACAUUAAACUCAAAUUUUUCUUCUUGACUACUAAGUACGGCUUAUAAUAAACCUUCUAUUGAAUUUUAAAUGUUUAAUGUUCAAAUUUGUAUUCUCUCCGAACAUUUUGAACUGAAUGACCAUAAAAACAAAAUUAAAAAUAUUACAUUUCGUACAUUUUCUCAAUUAUUAUGAAAAACUGCUUUGAAAAUUAAAAAAUGGCAUUUUUUAAUUACCGUCUAUAUAAAAUUCCCUUUCAGAAAAAAAGUGCUACACUUGAUACAUCGGAGCAAGAUUUUUGGUAGAAUACUGUACACAGUAUAUAAAAGAAAAAAUAACAUUAUUCUAAAAUCAAUACAUUCUUCGCUACGUUCAGAAUCUAAAAUGAACUAUGUUCAGUUAUAUAUCUAUGAAUUAUUUGUUCAAUUAUCAUUAUAUUUUUUUUUUUUUCAUCAACCCGCGAUCUAAAAUUCCAAUUCUCCGUCAUUCUAUAGUCGUCGAUCACUCGCUUUUCCUUUUAGCUAUACGAAUGCGUAUCUGACUUGCGUCGUUUUCAACACGUCCCAUAGGUCUCUAUAUAAUCUCUAUAAUCUCUAUAAUCUCUCAAUAACGUUGUAUUAUGCAGUUCUUCCGGGCGUCUCGGAGCAUCACGUCCGACCGUUUUCUUUCAACGUCUUGUUCUAUAAUCGCAUCGAUGACGAAUGCCCUUUUUUCUUUGACGGUUUCAAGUGUUUGUCUUCGUUUGGCACCACAUUCCAAAGGCAUUCCGCAUUCUAGCCUUUCGAUAUACCAUUCUUCAUCCCGUGUUUAGCAUUCAUAUAGGUCGCUCUAAACGUGUUUACAUUUUAAUCGUUUAAAACAGUUUCUUCUUAUAGUUUUGGGUUAUAUAUUUUUUUUUUUGUGUUUUUAUCAGGCCUACGCGCUGUUUUAUUUCUUGCACGGUCGGAUAUAAUUUCGAUUUCUGAACGUACUGUUUCGUCCACUCUGUCUAGUCUUUGACCUAUACAUCAUCAGUAUCAUCUAUUUAUAGCACGGACUAAACCAAAAUAAUAUUUAUAAAAGAUAUUUUUUAAAACGUCCCUCUUUUUGUCGCAGAACCCUGUAUGCCAGCCCCGCCGUACUUUGUUUCGAAAUGUAUAAGCGGAAUAAUUACCCAAUAUACUUAAUAGAUAUCGAUAUAUUCCGUGUAUACUCGGGAGGCUCAACGUUCUCGGGGGAUCAACUAUUAUCAUUUGCGGUAUACCGCAAUAUUCCGGUUCGCGGCGAGUUUCAAUUUGUAAAAAUGCAGUUUUCCACCGUUUCGUGUCGGGUCGUUAACGUUAUUUUUCACAUUUACCGACAUGCCGAACAAUCCUUGUUCGAUUUUUUUUUUUUCCCGGACAAAGGUCGGACUAUACAUUAAAUAUUAACGCGCGCGUACUCAUAUUAAACUACACUUAUUGUAUUAUCUAAAACGCGCAAUAAGUAAACGAUGAUUCACACACGAUAUAGAUGCCUACGCCCCGAUGACGAGUCAACAAUAAUAAUUAUUAUUUCUGCAGAUUUGUUCAAAUCACCAAAUUUAAUUAAUUUUGUUCGGAUACGAUAUCCGUGCAACUAUACAUAUAUAUUAUUAUGUAUAAUAACUAUACCGACGUUUCUCAUAUUACAGUUUCACGUUUUAUUUCGUAAAAAAUAAGAUUCACUGCUUCCGCUGCAGGAGCGCAGGUCGGAUUAUUAGUUUCGAAUAUUAUACUUAUAUCCGUAUAUAUUAUAUCUAAACUGACCGGUAUAAACAAAUUCCCAAAGAGAUUAUUAAUCCGAAAAACUUACCUACACGUAAUAUUAUUGAGUACUAUACGUGUUAACGCAGCAUUAACAUAAUAUAGCGAUGGCAGCGUUUGUAUUAUUUAUUAUUCUUAAACGAGUAUAUGAUAAUAUAAUAGGUAAAUAUCACGAUCUCUCGAGAACGACAGGAAUCUAUACUAUACAUUGUAUUCAUCUAUUCUUGUAUAUAUUGUAUAAUAUAUUAUACUCUUUACAUUUUCAAACAGUGCGACGACAGUGUAAAUCUGAUAUAAUUUCCUUUAUGUACAUUCGUGAUUUUUUUUUUUUAAUAUUAUGAGGAAAUCGGUAAAAUAUACAAAAAUAAAAACAACGUUUUAUCGAAAGCGAUAAGACGUCGUAGCAUCAUAUUAUUGCGUGUAAAGAUAAUUCGAAUACAAAUUUUGCGUUAAAGUUUCGACCGUACACGUCGUAUCAUAAUAUAAUAUGGGUAACAUAGUUCGUAUAUGAGGUGUAAUGCGAAGUACGCGUUUAUUCGACGGGAGAAAAAAACAAAUAACAUUUGAAUAUGCAGUGAAUAAUUCAAAAAACACCCGUUAACGCGUAAAUAAAUCACGAAUGCAGUUGGUAGGUAAUUUAUUUCAUUAAAAAGUCUAAACUCUAAAGUAUAUAAUGUAAUUAUUAUUAUAAUACGCGCGUAUUCGUCGUAUAUAUAAUAUUAUUAUUAACAAAAGUUGUAAAAUGGAAGUUUUUCUAGAAAAAACAAAUGUACGUGUUUAUUAUUUAUCUACCCGUUCAAUUGUUUCUAUUCGUAUUUUUUAUUAUUAUUAUUUUUUUAAUCCGUUUUACAUCUGUAUAAUAUCAUUUGUAUACUUUCGUUAUCAAAGAACACUAUUAUUAUUUUUUUCAUUCCCGAAGGUACCUGUUUACUAUAUUUAUUUUUUAUGAAUGCAAGUAAACGUCAAUUAAAGGCAACUUUCCCCCUCUCCAUAAUAAAUAAAUAUAUAUAUAUAUAUAUAUAUGUGUAUACAAAAAAUAGGAUUCCGAGAAGAGCUGUAUGGGUUUAAAAACGAUGUCACCAAUUGUAUAUAUAUACACUAUCAAAUAAUAUUCUGUUUGCUAUAAUACGUUCAGUUUUUUGCGAUGUGAUUGCCCGGCGCAUCUGCGGAAUCCCGCGGAGAAAUUUAAAAAUAUUGAAAAAAACAACCCAUAAUCUAUGUGCACACAUAUAUUUAUAAAAAAAAAAAAAACCGUUAAAUUUAGCCACUGAUAAAAAAUCUAAUCGAUUCGAAACGAUGCGGAAUUUGUUUUUUCGGCGAUGCGAGUAGGACAAGUUGCGUUUGUGUAUCGGUCCGUUUACAGUCGGACCGUCGAGUUAGAAAUUCACAAUAAUAUUGUAUACCUGACACAAUAUAGAGUCGAUUAUUUAUGCAGAUAUACUGAAAUAAUUUCUGAGGGAAAACACCGACAUUGCCUUCCUCCGCCACUGACAAAUGAAACAAUACCGGCAUCGCAAACUAUAAUAAUUGAAUAACAUUAUAUUAUUAUAUUUUAGCUCUAUCGAGACAUUCCAUCUGAUAGAUAUCGUGAAUAUAUAUGUAUAGGUACCAGCGGUUUCCAAAGUGUGCGCCGCGUCGCGAAAAUAUGCCUUACAUAUUUCUUUAUUUGUUUUUAGCUUCAGUCUCAUUUCUGCAUCAUUCGUUUCCUCCACCUCUAUGUAUGCGAUGCCACCUACUUAUAGUUUUCCGCUCAUAAUAUUAUUAAAAACCGUUCAGACUUUAUCGGACCAGCGUUGUUUAGGCGUUCUUCUUUCCUUGCGGUUUAUUCGGGACUUCUUUUGCGAUCGUGUUGUGCCUUAGUGCGUGACCUAGCAAGUUUGCAGGUCUAUUGGCUCAAAUUACCUCUGCAGUUUGUUCGGUUCUCCAAAGGCAUAAUAUAUUUCUUCGUUUGAUUUUAUCUCAUUAACUUUGAGUAAAACUAUUCAUUUUCGGUCCACAUAUCUUCCUUAGAAACUUUCUUUCUUUUAUCGUCAAUACGCUCUCAUCCUCCAAGUUUGGUGGUCAUUCCUUAUAUUAUAUAUAAAAGCUGAUUACGAUUACGUUUGAACGAUUAUUAAGGUCUAGGUAAUUUUGUUCUUAUUUUGAAAAAAACUUUUCCGGUUAUAUAGUAAGCUCAAACAUGUAAAAAUGCUCAAAUUAUUUUAAAAUAUGUACAUUUUUUCGCCGGUGAUACCGGUAUUUAAAACGAAUUUUAUAAAUUCUCAACAGUUUUUUUUUGAAAUUAUAAAAACACUGAUAACAAUAAUUAUUGACGAUACGUCGGUUUUAUUUUUGUUGAACUCUGGGUUACCCGUUUGGCUAUACAAUGAGGGAGGGGGCUGAAAUCGUCUAAUACUACUCUCGUUCAUAAACGUUUUUUGAUCGAAAUGAAGGGCGCUCUGAGCGUUCACGAAGUUUGGGAAGCGCUGGCGUAUACAAUUACCGAACGCACAACGCCGACCGUUUUACAUCGUAUUGUUCAGUGGACUUCAAUAUCAUAAUAAUAACCCGAUAAAUUAUAUUGUUUCGAUUAACAAACUACAAUAACAAUAUUAUUAUAAUACUCGUAUUGUCAAACGUGUUGUAGGCAAAUAUGCUGGAUCCAAUACACCGAUGUACCUAUAUACAUUAAUUAAAUAACGAUUCAGAUUUUUCACCAGAUAUAGUACGAUAUACUUAAUUCGAACAAUUUGUCAAGAUUCCCGACAAUUUUUCAAAAAAGUCGAAAAAAAUAAAUGUAUCUGCCUACGAUACUUUAGUUUUAUUCAUAUCGAUUUUUGAAUUACUCAUAUGGCUAUAUAACAGCAACGAACCAAUCUUAUCAGUUUACCGAGCUGAGUUCAGAAUCGUUUUUCGGUUGUUUCAAUUCAUCGUUGUCUCGAUACAGAAAUGAGAUAAAUUAAUGCACGUCCUAAUACAGAUAUCUUUUCGACUUUCCACAUACAACACACAGUAGCCUACCCGUGGCUACGCGAACAGUAUGUUCAGUUCAUUGACAAAAAUAAUACUUCGUAUUAUAUAAAAUAUAUUACGAUAUACUUUGAAAUUACGAUAUUUGUUUUUUUCAAUUGUAUACUUACUCCGGUGCAUACUAUUUCGUAAUACGCAUUUAUGUUUUACGACCUGCUCGAAAUAUAUCAUAUUUUUAUCUUUCAACUCGUCUUGAUUGACAGGAAGCCUUAUAUAUAGGUGUAAUAGUUUGUUUUCCUCCCUGUAUUAAAGAUUUACAAGUUUACCGAAAUGUGUUUACGCGUUCGCUAAAUUGCUCGUCACUUAAACUUGUUUAUAUAUUGAAACUUUGAACUUUCUGCCCCCUCAUCGUGUGUGGCUCGCCCACGAGCCAGAGUAAAUUAUUUCUCGACGUAUAAAACUAUAUUUAUAUAUUAUUAUACAGGUGUAUGGGGUAGGUACGUAACCACAUUUGAAAACACACCUGUAGUUUAAAAAAAAAAAAAAACAUGAUUUCAAUUUCGUAUAUACAAAAAAAAAAUUAAUUUAAACUCUAGAGUAUUUUUACUUAUAUAAUUAUAUAUAGUUAAUAAUUUCUUACUACCCACUAUAAUAUUUCGUUAUAACAAAACUACGUCACACUAUUGUAAAUGUUGUACCUAUCGUUACUACACGAACAAAACGCGUUCGGUGAAUUGCGUCCUCGAUAUUUUUUCCGGCUAUAAGGUGAAUAAUAAUUGCUUUCCAUAUUAUUUAAAAUUUCUGACAAUACUACUGGAAGGAAAUUCAAUCACUCGCCUUAACGAAUAAUGUUUGCCAACGUAGUUCGUAAAAAGUAAAUUUUUCUUUCACACCGUUAUUGCGUCGACGAUGUAGACGAAUGUUUUAGAAAUGAUCAUUAAAUGAUCAAAUGUUGAUAUCCAUUUUACAUCCGUCGAAGUCGAUCGAUUUUUAUAAAUUUCCCAAUACACCUCGAACACUCCUUACGUUACUCCUGAUGCAAAUCGUCCACCGAAUUUCCGAGCGGAAUUCGCACUGAACAACCACAAACAGAACUGCCGAGAAUUGCGAGGUAUUUCAUUCGAAAUUCAUCGAUGCAUUUUAAAACCUCCUCCUUGUGGUGUCUUCUGGACAACGUUUAAUGCACCGAAUCAUAACUCGGACGUAAUUCAUCUUUGUGCGUAUAAUAUAAAUCGCUAAAUGCGGAUAGGGCUCGAAUUAUUUUACUGUUCAAGAAAGAUAAAAAUACCAAAUGGAAAAAAAAAUUACACGUUAGCGUAUAACCAACGCUAUAUACUACAUAGUAUAUAGUGCGUUAGAUAAAUUAUCGUCUUUGAGUUUCUACAGUUAAUUUUAUGAAGUUUAUAUUAUUAUCAUAGAAAACUCAUAGGCACCUAAGCGGUUUUUUUUGUUUUUUUUUUCAAAAUAUUUUCAAAAUGUGAAGGCCACGCCCUUUCUGCGUUUAGAGAUUCUUGUGUACCAUCAUGCUGUAAAGGGUAUACAAUAUUAUUUGUAUACAAAAACCAAAAUUGUCCAAGGUUUUUUCUUGCUUCAUAGAUUUUUUUACGGAGCGUCGCACGUCGUCGAAUAUAUUAUAUAUACUUUAUGUACUCGCGUAUAUAUAUAUUCUCAUUGAUUUUUUUUCUCACGCACACACACACUUUCUGCUCUCUUUAUUUUGAAAAAUGGUCGUAGUCGUCGUCGUCGAGACCAUAUAGCUAGUAUAUUAUAUAAUAGUGGCCUCGUAUAUAUAGCAGAGCGGCCUUUGCAGCAGCCGGGGUGACGUUUUACGCGCGAGCUCCGGUAUUAAUGGAGCUUAGCCGAUCGUGAAAGAGAGGGAAGGCGGGAGUGAGGGAAGUGAGAGAGCAAAAAACAUAUAAUAUAUAUAUACAGACACAACCUCCCCGCGACAUAAUAUCCAAUAGAGUCAUGAAUUCACUGCAGUGUCCGCGAAUAAAGGGGGUCUGUGGAAAAUCGGCAAAGGCCUCUUCUCUGCUAUAUAUAUAUAUAUAUAUAUAUAAUGUAUACGUAUUUUAUAAUCGCGGUAUACAACGACAACGUGACAAAUAAAUUAUGUCUGUAUACAUAUAUAUAUAUAUAUAAUAGUCGCGCGUGUUGUUAACUAUAUAUUAUAAUAUACAGCUGCAGCUGCAGUUACACGGAACGUCGAAAAUUUCUGGGGACGUCCAAAAAAAAAAAAAAAAACCUACUCCAUAUCCAUUCGGUCCCCUCGCGGCCCGACAGUAUAAGAAUAAUUAAAACUCGUUAAGUGUACAGAAAAAAAAAAAAAUGAAAAAAUGAAAAUGUGAUGUAUUAUUAAACAUUUAAAAAAGGAACAUCACAUGUUGUGUAGCGUAUCAUUAUUAUUAUUAUUAUUAUUUUAUUUUUUAUUUUUUUUCACUCGUAAUAUGUGUCCGUCCGUGUGCGUUGUAUUGUGCGUAUAUCGCUGUCUGUGUGUGUAUAUAGCUGCGCUCGCGGUACUCUUGAAUUACGUGUAUAAAUAUUUUAUAAUUACCGUAAAAUUUAACGACAACUGUAUACGCGUGUAUAGGUGUACUACACACGUAUAUAUACGUAUAGGUACGUAUAUAUAAUAUACGUACCAUCGUCGUUUACCGGCAUUUUAUGGAGGGCGCGUUAAGUGCACGACAAACGAUCGAAAAAAAAAACGGAAAAAAAAAACAUUACACUCGGGCGUUUUUUCGCUGAGUCAAAAUAAUAUGCAAAUAUAAUAACAAUAUGAUGGAUACAAAAGAAGAACGUCGUCACUUUGAACUAAAGGCGCAAAGGCCAUCGUAAUGAUGAUUCGUAAUUAGAAUAGAAGCUUUUUUUUUUUUUAAUAAACAAAAUAUGUAAUUCGCAUACAUCGGAAAACCUGCAGUGACUACUUACACCGUGAAAUAUGCUGGGUUGGUUUUUACGAUUAUCGUCGAAAACUGAACUUUAAAACACUCAUAUAUGAUGAAAGAAAAAAAAACCAACGCGGAAGUUUGUGUUAAAUUAUUUCCGAGCGUUAAUAUGAUGAAGCCGAGAAAAUUGUGUCCGUGUAAAACCGGGGGAAAAAACUCAACUAUUUCAAAUUAGUAUAAAUAAUAAUUCACAUAAUGCAAAAAUAUUUUUAAAAUUGUACCGCGAUAACAAUGUGCCGAUUUCUCUGGUUUGAAAGUCGUAUGAUAUCGGAGGAAGCUUUUUGGAUAAAAAAUCGUUCACAUGCAGCCGCCAGAAGUAAAAAGAGUUGACGAUACUGCUGAGGGGCGUGCUACUGUUGUAGGCCGGAUGUUGGUAAGGAAAGGAUACGCAAAGUUAUUCGAUUAAUGUCUGUACGGUUUUACUUAAUAUGAUUCUGAACAAAUUUUGGGUACAUUUCAGAAAAGAUUCCAAGUACUUUUGAAAUUCGGAGCAAGGUUUCCGGUAAAAAAACUAAUUAGAAAAUGACGAAACUUGUCAACAAUUACUUCUAUACCUGUUUCUACUUAAAUCUCGAUUACUGUAUGAAAAAUACUUAGAAAAUCAACGAUGUAUCGUUAAUUGUGCCAAAAUUUGUUUGAAAUGUACAACAAUUUAAAUCGUAUUCAUUGCCGCUAUUAAAUAAUAUCAACGUUGGCGAAUUUUUCAUCAAAAAUAAUUGAACAAAACAAUGGUUAUUUUGGAUGUCGGAUCGUAGGUGUUAUAUACCUUGUAUGAAAUAUAUGUAAAAAAAACUAUCUACUAACAGAUUUAACGGAGGUAAAUACGGUUUUUCGUGUAGCUCAUAAAAAAAACACACACAUACGGGUCAGAAUCGAACAAAAAAAAAAAAAACAAAAAACGGUUGUUGUAUGCAAAUACUCGAUCGCGUUGGAUUAUUGCGUUGAAGGGGUUGAGGUAUAGUUCACUCGUACAUAGGAUCUAUACGAUACACGAUAUAAUGUAUAACGCCUACCUUUAUCGCGGAGGGGGUGAACCCUGCCGAAUUCGUGACGUGUAUUAUUAUAUUAUUAUUUCCUUUGCGACGCUAGGGCGGCUGCGGUAAGUACAAUAAUUCGGGGGUGAUUUAGGGUCAACCGAUCCCCUACGGGGUGAUUAUUAUAAUAAUUAAUAUAUUAUCGCGAGUUAUAACCGCGCCGACUAUACAAUAUGUGCCAUUUUUCGGUCGAUGUUCAUACGAUAUAGGAUAUGGUGCGAAACCUUCUGUUUAUUAUUGCCCCGACGCUUUUGUGCCACUGUAUUGUUCGCGAGGGUUUAUUUCCAUUUUUUCCCGGUCUGACAUUACAUUAUCGAUGGCGAUUUAUUACCUUGUAUGUGUGUAUAUAUAUUUAUAUACAUCGGCCAAAAAUCAAAUAACGUCGAAAUCGUCGCGCAGCCCGAACCGCACGUCUAGAAACUAUACACGCGUAUUGACAUUUCGCUAUCGGAGGUUCCAUAUUAUAAUGACAAUAACAAUAAUCAAUACAGGCAAACGCCGAGAAAGGAUUUCGGGAAAUUCGACUCCUGACGGGGUCACGCGUGUAUUUCGUCUUUAAAACACGACAGUUAUCUUUGUUGUUAUUUAUUAUUGUUAUUAUUUUUUUAAUAACUGUUAUUAAUAUAUUGUGUAGUUAUACAUUCGAUCGUCGUUAUCCCGCGGGCGUUCGAUUCCGUCACGGGACUUGCGGCCGGUUCCGUAUAUAAUAUAUAGCUAUAGCAUGACAUAUUAGGUAUAACGACGGUAUAGCGUCCAUAUAUGAAAAUCCGAGAUAAAAAAAAAAACAAUAAAAAAUCCUAACGAAUACGGAAUAUAACGUUAAAAAAACGCGCGAUAAUAUUAUCAUUACGCGGCUGCAGUUUCGGAGUUUAACGCCCGUUUUUAAUAUGAUACGGAGAAAAGGUCGCGCGAGCCUCGCGAACUUAUACUCGUGUGCAGCUGCAAAAGACACGUAUGUGUGUGUGUGCGUGACAGCGGUUAGCCCGCCAAACUUUCGAACCCGGCUUAGACUGCGUUAUUGAGUUUUAAAAGUAUUCGGGGCGGCCGCGAGAAUAUAAACCUUUAACCGUGGAAUGUUUAGUAUAUAUACCUACGAGUAUACACGCGUAAGUGUGCGUGUGAGUGUAUGUGCAUGUGCAUGUAUGCGUAUUUAUUAAAUGCGCUUGUGUGGGAGAAAAAUUCAAAGUACAAAUUAUUCGAGGGGGGUUUUCUGAAUUUUCAUAAAAUUUCAAAACCGUUUGUUCACGAUUCGGCGUACAGGACCCUUACUGCCGAUCCGAACGAUUGCCCGACGUCGUUUGAGGGGAAAUGGGCACGAGGCCGUUUUUAUACGGACAAACAGAGCGUCGCAAACCGACAAAGCUCGACCAAACCGUACGGGAAUAUCGCGUUUGACGGAUUUCGAUUUCGAAAACGUAUUAGGACGUAUAUCUAUACGUAUUAUACGACUCUUUGGGUUCUUUACUUAUAGGACGCGUUGGAAUUUUCAAUUAUUUUCAAUCUUUUUUUUUUUUUUCUAUUAAUUUUCUAUUUCUUUUUAUCGUGAUGGUAUAAACGGCAGAAUUUUUUUUUUUUUUUUUUGGUAAAUUUUCGAUGUUUUCUCGCUUUUAUAACGACUUUUCACGAACGACCUUUAGCAGAGACCGUAUUUACUAUAAAUAUUGUACGUAUCGUUUUUUUUUCCGUUAAAACGUCUCAAGUCGUUAUUUUGUUUCGCCGUUAUUGUUUUUGAGGGCCCCGUCGAAACGUAUCAUUACGGCCUCUAUACGUCUCGAUCCGAGCCCGUUCGAUGAUAGCGGUAAAACAGCGCGAUUAUGAAUACGAGUAACGGUCGCCGAUAUUUUCAUCCCGGAGUAUCGCCGCGGUCCGGGAGGGGAUUGUCACUAGAAACAUCACUACUGCGGGUUACUGUAAUUUCGCGCCAUCGUCGUCAUUAAUAGCCCAGGUACAUAAUAUAAUAAUUAAUACGAUAUUAGCUGUAUAGACGAGGUAUUAUAAUAUUAUAUAGCGGAAAAUCCGUUUCGCAAACGAUGACGGCGAUUAAUUAAUUCGCUGCGAAAUAUUAACGCUUGCCCGCAUUAAUUAUUAAAAACGUAAUUAUUAUUUCGGGCGGCCCGGACGAACGCGCGCAUAUUAAUCAUUUAUUUAAAUAUACAUAAAGAAACGACGUCGUCGUCGUUGUCGUCGGUUUUCGUUUUGAAUUGUUCAUUUUUUUUUUUUUUUUUUAUUUCUGUUAUUAUCAUUAUUGUUAUACUAUUAUCGAACAUUACGGAAUCGUCUCGGUGUUUGUUCUCCGUCUCCUCGUCCUCUCCUCGCUCGUCAGGAUCAUUUAUUACAUUUUUUGCAUGUUUAACAUUUUUUCAUGUAUAGUUUAGAAUUUUUUCGCGCGUAUUUAUAGACAUAUUUUGCUUUUUUUGCCUUUUAGCCCCUAAUUAUUAUCACGAUAUUAUUUUCCGAUCGGUCAAUAUGUUUUUGCUGGACGCUCCUCGUCUUCUAAGGCCCGCCCACGUUCCGUUUUCCUACGACUCUUCCUCGGACGGGGACAGAUUGCAGUGUUUGCGUCUAUUAUACAGAUAAAUCUCGAUUGCGAUUAAUAAAAUUGAAUAAAGUUAAAAAAAAAAAAAAUACUUGUUUGGGCCCGGUAUAACGUUAUACCGGUUAUAACGUAACGUAUACCGUAUUACCGGUUACAAAUAAUCGAUAAAUUUCGGUCACACCGCAGUAAAACUUAAAUGUUUCGUCCCAUUUUUUUUUAUACUUCGAACCGACAGAAUAAAAAUGUAUGCCUAUAAUAUUAUAUUCCGGUGCAGUCAUUGAAAAUUUCAUUUUUCGUCAUUAUACCGUCUCACUGAUUUAAGUUUUAUCGUAUCAUAAUAUUAUUGUAAUGUUAUUUCUUCAUAUUUUCGUAGCAAUUUGAAUUUCGCCAUUAACUAUUUAUGAUUGUCGAAUGUUCCGGUGUUUUUUUUUAGUACCGCUUUAUUUUUGUUUUACUGUUCUAGCGAGAUUCGUUUUAAAUACCGUAUCUGUUUGAAAUUCUAUCAAAACUUCCACAAAUUGUAUAAAUGAUGAGCGUUGAAAAAAUACGAAUUACAAUUUGUAUAAAAUCAUUCGCAUGCGUUUGUUGUUUGCUGCAGUGUUUGAUUAGCAUAUCCUUUAGACCAUAGUUCAAGGGGAAACUCAUUAUUUUCAUUUAAUAAAAUCGUCAACUAUAAACUCAACCCAAAACCUAUGGUAAAACGGUUAGGUGGGUGCGGUAUAAUCAUCUAUAUAGACUAUCAAAGUUGGUCGCAAUUACGGAUGUGUACCUGCAUUAUGUUUGCGUAUGUACGGUCUGUGUCUCAUCUCUCGCGACAGACGUAGAAAUCAAAUAUCCUCGCGUUUUUGGCAAAUUUAUCGAUUUUUACAGUGUUACGGGUGUUUUAAUUGUUUGAUUUGAUUUUAUCAAGCGCGACCGAGGUUUUCCCGCGGUAUAGCUGGUGGUAGCCACGGACGGAUACGGUAUUUAAACCCGUCGUCGUGCGGUCGUGGCGUUUUCACAAUAUGCCGUCCCUUCAAACGACGCGGCCAAACGGUUUCGGGUAUUCGACUCCCGGGCAAAAGGCGAUGUCGGGUGUCGUAUGUCAAAAGCGCGCCCGCGUUACCGAUUCGUUCUGCGGUCGGUCCGCCGCGGGAGUUCGCAGAUUUUUUUCUAUAGUAAUACGACGCGGCCGCCGCCGUUGCGAACGAUUCUAUCCGGUUCGGGCGCGUCUUCAUUGCGAUAAUAUAACGUGACGAAGACGACGGCAUAACGCGGCGAGUACAUAAUAAAUCGAUAGUUUUAUAUAUAUAUAUUCGUAUAAUUAAACACAUCAAACAAUCUUAUACCGUUCUAAAAUAAAAAGAAAAAAAAUCAACCAUGUGUAAUUGUGUAUAAGUAUUGAGUACGUGUACACCGCGCGCGUGUAUACCAAAUGAAAAAUGUAUAAAGUCCAUUAAAAAAUAAAAAUAAAAAGAUGGCCGCUUUAGUAUAGUGGCUCCGCGGGCUAUAUACGCCGAAACGACACCCGAGGGACCGACUAUAACGCAGCUGCCGGACCAACUCUCUUUCUCUCCCUCGACAUCUCUCUGCUCUCUCUUACUCUGUCUCUCUUGUUGUAAACGUACGUGUACGUGUGUUCUUCAUACCGCGUCCGCAAAUCUCGCUCGGUAGAUGGCGCCGACGUUCGACGCCAAACUGUUUUCGCGUCGCGGUAAAUCUCUUUAUAUUAUUAUUAUUUUUAUUAUACCUACACGCUCCUUUAGCCGCCGGGCACACUAUUAUAGCGGAUCUACACGAGUGUAUAAUACACGCGACGAUUCGGGAUUCGCCGGGUUCCGAGACAGCACGGCGGGCCAGAAAACAUCGUAUUCGUAUUACAAACAAUAAUUAUAAUUCGCGCUCGGAUACGUUUCCGCCGCGCCGCGAAUAUUAUUGUUGGACGUUGACGCGAAAAUCCGCCAAAACGCGAUUCUCUUAUUUGUAUUUUAUUGUCGUAUUAUAAUAUUAUAGGCGAACUUAUCGAGCCAUCGUCGCCGCCUUAUUUGCAGCGGCGCGCGGUAAACGUAACACGACCAUAAUCCUCGGGGCGUACAUUAUUUAUACAUAAAUAAGUAACGCGAAACCUUUGAGUUUGCGUUUAAAAAGUUAGACCGCCGCCGCCGCCGGGCCACGCCGCUUUGAGGAUCUCCGGAUAAUCUGUGUGUUUUUUUUUUCUUCUUUUCAUUCCUUCCUUAAACUUGGACGGCUCUCUCUCUCUAUAUAUAUAUAUAUAUACGUAUUAUAUACACUAAUAUAAUGUAUAAUACUCGUUGUCGCGGCCGUCGCACCUCAUUUAACUUUAUUUUUUUUUAAUCACGCGUUUCGGGUCGUUGCCUUUGCAGCGCCAUCGUCUGCAGCGAUGCGCGCGCACGCGGAGAGAACAACACCAGCGUAAUAAUUAUACCGCCGCACGCGUUAAAAAUACCAGUAUAAUAUAUACGAAUUAUCGAUGGAUAUUAAAAAAAAAAAAACCGUUUCAUGAUGGUCUCGCGGUCCCGGCCGUUUUUGUUUCCGUCCCAUUUACCCGCUGUGUAUUAUCCGAAAUCAAGACAGUACCGCAUUAAUGUCUGUUUAUACUAUAUACGCGUUUAUAUAGUAUUAGCUAUAAAGGCCCGUCGUCUCCGCAACGGCCUCCUCCGGUUCUCUCUAUGGCUGCAUAUAAUUGUUUAUAAUAUUAUUUUCUCGCCAUUUAUUUGGCAUUACAAUAAGUAUCCGAGAUCUUGCAGGCGUUUACAGUCGGUGCAUCCGCAAUUUUUCCUACAGAUGCCGGCUGUUCAACUCGGCUCCAUAAUGCAGUCCUACAGUUCGUUCUACUCGAAGUUUUAACAAUGCGUCUUUAAUAGAUAAUAUAUUAUGUUAUCAUGUAUAUCAUUUUUUUUUUUUUUUCAAUAGUACUGUUACGAUUGUCUAUUCAUUUCAUGGCGUUUAAGAAAUCGUUUAACAAUGGUUUCGAUCUAUACGACCAGAGCUAAACAAAUACAUAUUAAGUAUCGUAAAGGAAAUCGCAUUUAACGUUCGAUUUUUUUCCCCAUAUAAUGCACCGCAUUGAUAAUCGUGGUUAUGUUUUUCGUUAUUGUAUACGAUAAUAUUGUGUACUAAAACAGUGAGUUGAUCUCGCGUUUUACGCGAAAAGUGAAUGCCGGAAAAUAUUAUUCCUCAAGAUAGAAAAAAAAAUGAAUUCGUUUAUUAUUGUUUCGUGUCCACGUCCUGCAAUAAUAAAGCUACACUUACAAAAAAUAUAUUAUCGCGGUCACAAAAAAAAAAACGUGCGUGGAAAACGAAUUUACGACGAUAGUAAUAAUACCUUGGAGAACCGCGUCUUCGCCCUGCGUAAGACCCUCUGCUGCUGCUUAAAUCCCUCGUAUUCAUCAACGACUCGACGAUUCUGUGUGUACCGUGUAUAAAUGUGUGUGUGUGUGUGUGUAUGUGUUUGUUUAUGUGCACAGAAGAUUACUAAACAGACGAGGAGAUCGGGUAACGAAGUGUGUACAAAGAUUACAUAUAUAUACAUAUACGCAUAAAGGGUAUUUCAGCAAGCGGUGUUGGCUUUGCAUUUUUUUUUCUCUUUCUCUCUCUCUCUCUCUCUCUCUCCCACACAAAAAUAGAUCAAAAACACAAUGCGACCGCCGCCGCCGCCGCCGGGUAUAGGUGUAACUAUUAUUAUUGUUAUUAUUACUAUUAUUAUAGGUUAUAGUGUAUAUAUUAACUGCGUAUUAUAUACGUGCGCCGCGAGAUUGAUAAUUCGCCGGGCCCUCCGUUGUUGCCAGCAGUGUAGGCCGCAGGUACGUAUUCCGCGGCUAAAAUAAAUAUCCCUUUUAAUCAACGGCGAAACGCCGCGACGGGAGCCCGUCUCGCGAGUAAAUCAAAUUUGUAGGGACAACAACGUCUGCUAUUUCCGCGCCGGGGUCUGAAACCGCCCGGCCGCCCCGAGCACGUCGCCGUCGACGUACACGAAUAGAUUGCUGGUUAAACAUCCGCGAACGAUCCACCGCCGUCGUCGCCAUAUUGUUUUCAAAACAUAUUCGUUCCGCGCGCAGUCGACGUCCCGAAACGUUUUGUUUUGUUUUUUUUUUUUUUUUAUAUAGAGAUUUUCAACCUCCUCCCCUCCGUCGCCCCGGGUUGUAAUCGACUGGUGCACCUGCAGAAAUCGAAAACGUUCUAGGCGUUUUCUCGUUUAAAUAGGGUUUCGUAUCUGCUGGUCGUCGGUGCAGCGUUGUCAAAGACAUUUUUCGAUUAACAAUAAUAAUAACCUAACCCAACCGAUUUUAUCGUACGGUUUUCGUCAUUUCCCCCUCCCCCUCGUAGUUACCCCGUUUGGCACAUAUACAAUACCUAUACAACAACAACAACAACGGGAAAAAAAAAAUCGGACGAUUUAACGCGUAAUUCCCGUCCCUUUACUCCCAGAUUAAUUUUUGUACGCCGCACCUGUAGGAGCUGUACACAGUACGUCGCGUAGGUAACGAGCACCGUAAAUAUCGUAAUAACGAUAAUUAACUGUACGACCUUCGCGAUUUCGCGCGCGCGGCACAUACCCACUGUAUUUUAUAAUGCACGCGUACGCACAGAAAUAUUAUUACAAUCAAAGACCCCCGCAGUUUUACAAUCGCCGUCCGCGUCGCGCUUGUUGAUCGUCGUGUCGACGGAUAGUAAUGCCUAUUACUAUAUAAUAUCGCGCGGUACGUUGUACAGAAACGAAAUAAUAAUGCUCGACGUUCUUUCAUUGUUUUUUUGUUUUUUUAUUGUUUUUUUUUUUUUUUUUUUUUUUUUGUCCGUCCGAUUUAUUAUACGUUGCUCCGCCGUCGUCGAUAUUCCGUACCCACCCCGGGUCGUUUCACCGGACGAGAACGAGAACGAAACGAGAAAAACCGCCUCCGGAUAAAACCGCGGCGGGCGUUGUCCCCGGCCGCGCAGCCUCCAGCCCCGUCGCGUCUCUCGUCCGACCGGUUUUGUGUUCGUCCGUUCGUUCGUCUCGUCGUACCGAUUGCGUUAUUCGCUAAAAAAAAAAAACCAACAAACAAAUAAAUAAAUAAUAAUGAAAAAAAAAAAACGAACGUAUACGCGUCCCGGUACCAAUUAUUAUUGCACUCGAAAUGACUGCGUGUGUGCAUACGCGCGGCUAUAUUAAUCAGUGGCGUAACUAUAAGAGGGCUCGGAAGGUUAGGUUACGCUAGCCCAGGGUAAUACCCGCGACGUUUUUUUCUUUUGACGAUAUUAUGAGCUGUUAAAUUAUAUUGACUCUCUAAAUAAAAUUAACUGUUGAUUUUAACAAUUAAAAAUUAUUAUUGUUGUAGGGCGUUGAUCUGUUUUAUCGACAUAAUGUUUCUACUACGGUGAAAAAAAUUCGAAUUUUUACCAUUACACUGUUUUUAACCGUCGAGUUUAUUCUUAGCAUGCAUGACGAUUCGCUAAUAAUGACGAGACGCGUAUUCAAUAAAACGUGCUAUAAUUAUAUUUUCAAAAAAAAGAAAUAAACCUACGAAACGAUUUCAGUAAGGGGAGACCCCCCCUCUUUAGACAUAGGUGCUCACAGAAAAUUUAUCAGGGAGGGGUAUAAUAAAAUCAAACAACAAAAAGAACUUAAAAUAAAAUUAUAUUUGCAAUUUUGAAAUUCAGGGGGGCAGAUGCCCAUGUCCUUAGACCUUCCUAUAUAUACCUGAAAGAGGGGGUUAUUGAAAAAUUCGUUCCUGGGUCCGCAUUUUGAUGUUACACCAUUGGUAUUAAUAGCUGUUGCAGCUCUCACGUGUUUUUUUUUUCUUUUGAAUAUCCAGCCAAUCGCGUUUCGUGAUAUUUUCUAUAGUUUUGUAUUUCUUUAUGCAGUGCAACUCAAAAUAUUCGAGUUGUUUUCUUUUUUUUUCCAACGUUCAGAAUACAAUAUUAUAAUAUAUAUAUUAUGUAGACGGCAUUUUUAUAAACGUAAACUUUUGUUUAUUUUAUUCCGAAACAACUUGUCUAAUUUAAACAUUUAUAUGUUAUGAGUACAUCGUUAUACGCAUAACAAAUUUAGAAUUUUUUUUUUUUUUAAAUAUAAGAGCCACCCUUUUAAGAACCGGAAAAUUCUUUCUCGCUGAAUCCGAAGGUCGAAUUUUCUUCGUACAUAAUAUUCGAAAUUUAAACAAAACAAAAAUUCUGUGCUCUAAAGUUUUCUGUCGUAGAAUAUUAAAAAUAUUUCAAUAAAUUAUACAAUAAUGCAAGUUACAGUAUAAUAUAAACAGUGUACGAUUCAAAUAUACGUUUUAAUUCCCCUCCCCCCGUUUCUCCGACGGUCUGUUCUUAAAUAUGCGCGUAACACACGGGCGAACGGAAAAAAAAAACGAAGAACGAUAAUAUAAUAAUUAUUAUUGCAUACGCGUAAAUAAAAAAUUUACGAAAGUCAGAUUUUAUAUUAUAUGUAUUAUAAAUGACGAAACGAUAUUUAUCACUCUAAAAAAAAAAAAACGAAAAAAUAAAAAACGUAAACACUAAACAGGUUUGAAUCGUGCAGUCGAUUUUCCUAGGCGUUUAACGUUUGGACACAUAGUUUUUAAUUUAAUGUCACUGUCGGUAAAAUUUAUCGCCGCCCGGUUGUAUACGCCGAAUAAUUAUUAUUGUAACAUAUUAUUAUUAUUAUUGCAUUAUUGUCCAUACGCCGCACGUCUGCACUAUAUUUUUAAUUAAAAUCCUACGGCCGAGCGUUUCUCCCUCCCUCACCCCCGUUACAUGGGACAACGAAUUUAAAACGUUCGGCGAAAAAAAAUAAAAUAUAUUAAAAACUAAAAUCCCAAAUUCGGGCUGGAUCAAGGGAGGUGGGUUUAGGAGGCUAUAGCCCCAAGCCGUGAGUUGAAGGGGGCCACGCAGUGUAUGUUUUUUUGUUGUUGACCUUUUUUUUUCAUUCAUUAGGCUAUAGCCCCGGGCCGGGAUAACUCAUAAUCCGGCCCUGUACACGGGGGAAUCUUUCGGCGUUUUUUUACUCCUCGUUUUUUCCAAGACGUGGAUGGGUGCCGAAGUUAUUAAAAUAUGCAUUACGCUUAAAAACAGCGUAUUCAAACGCUAUGUUUUACAGAAAAAAAACCGCCGUCUUGUUUCCGAAAAUCCCGAGAUCCACCGAUAUUACCUAUGUAGGAAACUCCAUGUGAAAACUAAACUGUUCAAUCUAUUCGAGUUCGGUGCUCGCGAGGUUGCUAAGAUAUUAUUACAAUUCGAUGUACUUUAGUUUUGUAUUAUUCAAAUAAUGUCCGUGGAUAAAAAACAAAAAAAAAGUAAUUUUAUUAAAAAAAUAAAAUAAAAUAAAAUGGACCGCACCGAUGCGGACUGCCAAACGACGUCAGGGAUUUGCGAUUAUAAACUGGAAAUGUAUAUAUUAUUUUUUUUUUCGGAGUGUACGCGAACAUUAUCGAUGUUUUAAUAUCGAUUUAAUAUCGAUAUACUAACCUACGCGUUGAAUAUUGUUAAUCAUUUUAAACGCGUUCUUAUCAAAUCGAAAAUUACCGCGGUUCAACGUUCUAAAGAUAAAAAACUGUUCCUCCAUUUAAAAACCGAUAAACGGUCUACGUUUUGCUAUCUCGAAAAAACGCAACGAUCGUAUCUAUAUAGAUAGACGUCUACAAUAUACCGGGUGUCCCACGAAGAUAUGAUUUUUGCGCGAUAUCUCGGAGUUUUAUUUUUUCGUCAACAAUAUUAUUCAAGAAACAAGCAGCUAAAAAAUGUUGUGUUACCGUUGUGCUUGUCACCUUUAUUUUUGGCACGAACAGCCUGUUUUUGAUUUUUAAACGGCGAUCUAUUAUAUUGAAAAUGCCAUAAUAGACGGAGAGCAUAAGUGUUCAAAUGUAUUUUUGUGUUUACAUUUUUGAUUCCCGUUAUAACACCCGUUGACGAGAUAUUCGCGGAGUUUGAAUAACGGUCAGCUAUACUACGUGCCUCUACCUAAUAAAUUUAAAAGUGGAAUAUUUCCGUUUGAAAAUAAAAAGUAUUGCCGGUCGGUUCGCCUCCUCCCGAAAUUAAGGGCGACGAAAUUUAACGGUGAUGUAACAUUCUACAACUACUAUAGAUUCUCGAAUUGUCAAAAAAAAACAAAAAAAACACUUUUCGAGAUAUUUCAACGAUCGUGUAAUUAUCUCCGUGGGAUACCCUGUAUAUAUGCUAUUACGAUUUUAAUUAUCAUAUCGAAAGACUGUUAACAGUCACGCGUACACUAUAUUAUAGAAUAUUGAUAAACCCGUAUAAUAUAUUCGUGCAUACCCGUUUACAUAGGUCCCGGCCCGGUAUUGACCGCGCGUCUUAUAGGUACGGCGUAUUAUAAUAAUAUUGUUACCGCGCUGACCGUCAAACUGAUACCGGCCGGUAACCGCUUUUCUCGUCGUCGUAACGCCAUUGGCGUAUCGUCGUACAGGCGAUAGGUAAUAAUGUAAUAAUCGUGCCAAUAUAGUAAUAUAAUAUUAUAAUAGCGUUUGUUAAAGACCGAACCACCGGAGGAGAUACGUAAAAUAAGGACGCGUACCUCGUAUAAUACCCGCGCAGUCUCCUAUACAUUUACGAUAAUAAUGUACGCGUGUCAAACGAACGGCGGCAGUGGCGGCGCGGCGGCGGCGGCGGCGGCGUUUAUCCCGAAAUCGCCUCCUAGCGCCGUCGCAACCAUCGGCCGCGCUAGUUAACAACGCGGUUUCAACCUAAACCCGUCAUUAUCGCGGUCUAAAUUGUGUUUAUACAGCGGAAAUUGAGUAGUACGAACCGCCGCCGCCGCCGUCGCGGCGCGCGCGCGUAUUACACGUGCAACGGUAAUAUACGUGUGUAUAGUACGCCUAAUUAUUAUGCGCGGCAAUCGCAUCGUCUAAACAUCUCAAUGCGAUAUAAUAAUUGGAUUUUCGUACGACGACGUGUAUACUUACUUACCUAUGCGCGCGCGGCGGCCGCGACAGCGAAUUACUAUUAUGCAAAACGAAUAAUGUAAUUAAUUGUUGUGCGGGUAGCUGGUGUUACUGUUAUUGACUUGGGGCUCUGGAAGUUGUUGUAUUUGCGACUUUUUUUCUAAUUGUCCGGAUACGUUGCUAAGUAAAUUUUAAAUUCAUUCCGCCUGUUUAGUGCAGCUUUUUGCAAUCGUUGUCGUUUUUUCGAUUCGAUUGCAAUUUUGUUGAUUUCCCUCGUUUAUAAUACAACGUUUGAUACUUUUGAAUAUUAUUCGCUUGAUUUUACUUUUUUUUUUUUUUUUUACAUUAGAAAUAAAAUAAUGACAGGUACCUUGUGAGAUAUUAGUAUGUCAAAUAAUAUAAUAAUUGAUGGUUUUUUCUGACUUGGUCGAUUGUGAUGGCAGUCGUGAAAUUAGUAUUUGAUGAGACGAUGCACGAGUUAUUAUUUCCCCAAAACGUGGAGUAUUUUUAUAUUCAUUUGGGAAGCACAAUUAUUUAUUUCAAUUUUUGAGUGCAAUUUUAGAUUUUUUUCAGCAAUAAUUCAAUCAAUUUUAAUGCUUUUUCAGUGCAAUAACUCCCGAGCGUUGUUAUUGUAUACACGCCGUACACAUACCGUAUAUUAUUGUAUUUUUUUUUUCAACGCGAUUUUUUUAUACGCGCAGCUACGUGAUUUCACAUGGCAUAUUUUUGUCGCCGAAACGUCUGAAUCACGUCUGACGCGGACGAAUCGGAACGACAGAGUCCGGACGCGAAAAACUACAGUACCGUUUCACCGGCCCGAGCAUUUUUGAGCUUCCUCCGUUUCGCCAGUGCCGUUAUUUUCCGGAUAAUUUGCGCGAUUUCGCGGACUUAUUUUGACAUUUUUUGGACCGUUGUAGUUUUAUUAUUAUUUAUUAUUUAUUAUAAAAUACGAAACAAGUCCAGUUUGCUUUGAGUGUUCUUAUAUCUAACAUAUAUUUUACUUAUAAUAGACAUAGACCUAUGGAUUGUUAGCGAUAACUUAAUAUUUAAUUCUGUUACUAUUGUUAUUCCUAUGACUAUUAUCAUUUCUACAUGGCUUAGAAUUUUCCUUUUUGUACUUUAUAAUAGAAAGAAUGGGUCAUUGUUUGCGGUUCUCAUUAGACGAUUUAGAUGGGAGUUUUGAAGGAAACUAGUAGAGAAGUGGGGGAAUAUGAAAUGGAGUUACAAUGGAAUUUAUAGUUACCCCUGAAAAACACGUGGCCGGGCUGUAGUAAAUUAGAUUUUAUGUGUUGUAUAAGUAUACUCGCGCGCGAAUCAUCCGCUAAGCGCAACGCGGUUUAUGCAGUCAGGUACCGUUUCGGCUCCGAUCAGCUCCAAAUCAAACGAACCGGCGACGAACUUCCGGGGGUCUCGAAGAAGUCUUUUAUGGAAUAUGAAAUAUCUUUCAGAGAUCGGUGUACGCUUAUAUACACGCGUCCUUUUUAGAAACGAUAAUGUUAUAACAUGUCUCUAAUCGGAUCGAUAUAACACUCCACGGCGAGAAUAUCCUGAGCAAUGUGCACAAAUUCAUUUGCGAAGUUUCCGAAAUUUUUUCGGAUUUAAAAUAAAAAAAAUCUUUUUCUGAAGGAUUUUCACUUCGAAUCGAAAAUUUCGGGGAAAAUUAUUGAAAGAAAAUGUCGGUUUUUGGUAUACUUGAAUGUAUUCAAAUUUUUUAUAAAGCAUAUAUUAUAUACAUAAUUAUCUCUGUCUCUCUUUCUCUCUCUUGUAUAUACUGCGCACGAGCCGGGAUGUCACGAAUCGUACGGCGGCCCGUAUAUGCGUAUGUAAAAAAGUAAAAAAAAAAAAAAAAAAAAAAGGGCUUUUAUACAAUAUUUGACACUAGGAUUUUCGCGAGACACCCCUAGGAGUUGAUAAUAUAAUGUCGCGCCUCGUGACACCUACGGCGUUCGUAUAUACGCGUAUAGUACGUUGUGCCUGUAUGUGUACUGUAGUUAGCUUUCAUCUCGACAUUGUGACCGCAGAAAGAGACGAAGGAUGGAUAUUUCGAAAAGGAAGGGGGGGGGCGAAGUAUAUAAUAUAACCCCCAGAAAUAUCGCUGGCGUUAAAUCGCGUCAUCUCAGUGUGCACGCACGACGUAUACAUCGUAUACAUACACAUUCGAGAGCCCGACAAUAUACUAUAUGACCCGGCGGCUGGCGGUAUGCGAAUGUCACUUUAUAUCCGUCAUAAUAAUAAUACGCAUAAGACCGACCGCGGAGCGUGACAGUGAAAACAACACUUUCGUCGGCUUUCGACGGUCCGCGGAGUUAAAUUUCGCCUUCCGCAUGUAUAAUUUUAUACGCACACGUCAUAGGGGGCUUUUUACGAAAAAAAAAAAACCAAAGGCUAUUAUAUAAUGCCGUGCCUAUUCCUAAUACAUAAUAGUGCCGCAGUCUAUCCGGACGACUGGUAUACAUCACGUAUUGUACAGUCUGUUCGGACAAAUGUUUGUAACACAAAACGUCGUGUCACGUACCUAUGUGUACGCCGAACCCGCAAUGCUCAUAUCGAGAGGGGGGAGGGGUAGUAUUUUUUUUUAUAAAUUCGAGCGUACCACUACUUUAUUUAAUCAACCGAACAAUGUUAAGGACGCUAUUAUCGGAGGCGUGCCUCUGUUAGCACCGAUAAUUGUGGUCAUCCUAAAUCUAAAAUCUGAUUGUUCAUCUCUAGUUCGUGGAUCUAGAAAAAAAAAGCCUAAAUAUCGAAAAACGUAUCGUAUAACUUACGCCCGUAUGCUCUCCCGAAUAAUGAACCCGCUGUUAGGUUGUCGAUUUUUCUGUGUUUUCGGCCGUUCUCACCAGAUAACCAUUUAACUAAAAAUUUUUUUUUUUUUUUAUUUUUCAUCAUUUUUUAUAUUUUACAAGACAGAUUUAAUAAACGUGUCAAUAGUGUUGUCAAUAGCAAGGUAUUUUAUACAUUUUUUUCAUCAGCGUUCGUCUUCAUUUUGUACGCUCCGCGACCGCACUAUUAAUAACAAUACGAUAAUAUUAUUGUGUAAAAUAAUUUUCAUAAUUCUCAUCGUCCGAAUAGCAAGUUUCAUAAGAGGAUUUGGACGUCACACACCCGAAAUAGGCGACUUUUAACCGGAAUUUCGACGGAACUGCCCUUUACUCUUUAGUUUUUUCGGAUAUAAAGUAGAGUUAUAAAUAUUUCCAAACAUAUAUAUCUUAGAGAAUAAUUUCAUCUACAUGUCAUAUCGGACGUAUUAUUAUUAUUUUUUUCAAAAAUCCGUACAUGACAUCGGUGAUUAGCAAGAAAAAAAUUUGUUUCUUACUCAGAAUGUUCUUGCAGGUGUCAUCAAUAAUAAUAUGUAAAUGUGUUAAAACUCCCGAGUCCCGAUGGCAAUUAAUUUAAUAAAAUCGACUUUUCCGAUCAGUCGAUUUUCGCAAAUUAUUAAAUCUGAAUUCGAAUUGCUCGUCAUCGUGUCACACACGGUAUAUACCGAGCGAUUCGUCGCCGUUUAUUCGGACCGUGUUUUUUUUGUUUUUCUCUUCAGAAUAUUUCGUAAAUCAUCGCACACGCCCGGCAGUGCCGUCGACGACGACGAAGGCGGCGUGUGCGAAUAACGUCUUUUCCGGUCCAUAUUUCGAACGUUAUCGAUCCUAAAUAACCUUCGGGGGGACACGAACAAUCUACGCGUAAGGGUAGUGAACGGGCGUGAACGGUAUCGUACGACUGUGUAUAGUGAUUUUAUAGUAGUAGUUGCAGUUAUAGUAGUAGUAGUAGUAGUAGUAGUAGUAGUGGUAGUAGUUUAUAAUAUAGUCCGCGAUAUACUUACACACGUGAGGCUUAGUUGGUAUAUGUAUAUGUAUACAGGGUGUAUCUGCGAGAUUUGCAAAUUCCUUACACGCAAUACGCGUGAUUGGCGCUCCCUGGAUUCGUGGGCCGUACGCAAAAUCUCUGAUGGGCCUAAAGGGCCUUAAUAAGCAAAAAGAUCAUUGCCUGUUUUAUAAACCUGUCCUGUAUCUCAGCGUCUGAACUACAAAUUAAAAAAUAUCACGUUUUAUAAUUUCGUUUAUGAACAUAAAUAAUAUUUAAUACAUAAUCAUGUAACAUUGAAAAUAUUAAAUUUGUCCAAUACAUUUUUGAAUCAAAGUUAAAUGCAUUUGUAUAUUUGUAUAGAUUUCAAAAUUAAUCACUGGCAUCAAUACAACUAUCAACUGUUGUCUAUCCUCUUCAUACAUACAUAACACAUUUUGUCUAGUGUUUUCUUAUGAAAAAGUACCGAUAACAUAUUCGAAGUUUAGCGAUUUUAAAAAUUUAUUCUCAAUGCUUGAAAUUCCAAAAUUUUGCGGAUUAUUUUACGAUAGUGAAGAUCGUGUAGAAUACGUUUUUAAUGAUUUAAAAUAGAAAGAUAUUUCGCCACUACAGUUAGUACACAAAAAAUAAAAGUAUAAUAACCUUUAAACAUUUAUAAAUCUCUCAGUUACAUUUUGAUUCAACUUAUAAUCUUAUGCAUGUUAAGCAAAAUAAUCUUAUUCUAAUUUUCGUUCAUUGUAGUUAAUAACAAAGACGUUGAUGAAAAACUUAAAAAUUGUUUAAAUCCGACAGAAAAAUUAACCUUUAAAAUAUUCUUCGAUAUUACAAUAAUAAUAAUAAUAAUAAUAAUAAUAAAAAUUUAAAUACUAGCCAUUUUUAUGAGCCGUUAUUUUGCUUGUAGGUUAAUCCGACCGUGGGUGCCUCUUACGUUAUUCUUCGUCUUAACAGUAGGUUAUUAGUAAAGAUAGGAUCGUUCGGAUCCGAACAAAACCCCGUUGGGUCCGAUCAGCAUAGUACCUAUUCGUACGGGUAGACGACUUUUUAAAAAAUCGUAUAAAAUACUACAGUUUUCACCGUGGCGACUUAAGUUAUCUAUCAUUGUGUAUAAAAUCGAUUGCCGAGAUAUUAAAAAUAUGCUUAAUAACGUGCUACGAGUGUUUGAUUAAAAAUAAAAAACAAUAAUAAUAGCCUUCGCCAAACUUAAUGUAUUUUAGAAUAAUUUGAAUUUUUUCCCGACAGAAGACGAAAAAAAAAAAUGUUGCUGAUAAUAUUUUACCGUAGCGCUUUUCCUAAUUAUAUCGAGUUAUAUCAUCAGAUCCUGCCCGUAUACCCUGUAUGUUAAAGUCGCGUACACUAGUAUACUGUAGUAAUAAUACGAAUGGACCGUUCUGGUUGCCCGUGCCCCGUAAUCAUGUAUACCUACUAGGCGUACGCGUACAAAACUACUACUAUAUUAUAAGAUAAAGAUAUACUCGUACUCUUAACAACGUAUAAUAAUAACAUAGUACACCGUACACUAUACGCGAUCGCGAUCCCGAGGCAACGAUAAUGCGCAUUAAUACAAGGAAUUUAACUACCAGUACUCGAACCUGCGUCGUUAUCGAGCAUGUAGGUAUACUGUGCAGGCCUACCUAUAAUAAUACUACUUAUACAAUCUUAUGUGUGUGUGUGUGUGUGUGUUUUUAUUAUGAAAUUACGAAGCCAGUUUUCUGCGCCACCGCCAGAGUCGCUAAUUAUUAGGUAUAAUUUAAUAUUAUUAUUAUUGUAUGCUUAUAUAUAUAUUUUUCCGUAUCUAAUGGCUUCGUCUUGUCGCUGCAACCAAACACAAUAUAUGUCUUUGUUCAAUACGAUAAUCUCUUCAUUGAAUCGCACAUAGCUUAAUAGAGCUAAUGUCUGCCUCGACUCAUCUAUGUAUAUUAUACUCUACACAUAAUAUUAUAUUCUAUAGAUAUCUAUGCGUUUCGGUUGUUCUCAUCUGCCUUUUUCACCGUUUAUUUUUUCUUCCGUAAUGUUUAAAAUAGAUCCGCUCUGCCUUAUAAUAUGUUAUAUACGUGUCUGUGGGCCUUUCUUCCACCCCCUCCUUAUUCGUUUCCUUAUAUUUACGUUAAGUCCUCUGAAUAUUGUUUACCGAGUGAAAUGUAAACUUCCACAGCGCUGCGAUAAAUGGCACGGUAACGAUAAAACGUGCUCGCGGUUUUAUAUGGCUCAAUUUUAUCGUGACUACUUUUUCGCAGCAGUGCAAAAACACUCCUUAUUAACAAUGACAUUUUUCGUAGGUAUACGUUUUUCUAAAGCUAUCCAUCAGCCCAUAAUCCUCAAGGUUUACUUUUGUAGAAAUAAUGGAAAUGGCAUAUGAGAACCUGCGUAAAAGAAGAAACAGAUCUCCGAGAGCGUCGAUACAGGGCUACAUUUGAAUCGGCAAGUUACGGAACGAAACUUUAUUGAAACAUGUGUUUUUGGGCCAAAAAAAAUCCUAAUUAUACAUGUACAUGCCAUACAAUUCGCACAACUGUUCAACGUUAAAAUCGUGUAAAAAUAAUAUGAUAGUAGAAACGGAAUAAAAAUCAAAUAUUAUAUUGUCAAUAAUAUGAUCUAAGGAUCGCAACGGUCGAUUUGUAAUUCAGUGAAAUCUAUGUUUGGCCGUUUGUAAAUCUAGCCCGAAAAAAUGUGACAUUCACAAAAUGCUAUGACGAAAAUAUUUUUCGGUUUGAAAGUCGGACCGCAUCAAAUAUAAUAAUAACUCGCGCGUGUUUUAUCGCUCAAUACGGCACUGACCCCAGUGUCGAAACGAACUUGAAAUAACCCACAAACAACUUACCCUGCAGUGUUCACGCGCCAAUAUUUACCGAUAUUUCCAAUACAUCCCAAAUAUGUUCACUACUGCUUUUACUAAAUCAGUUGUAAACGAGUGCACGGUAUUUAGUCAUUUUCGUCUCGAGCACCUAUAUAUAGGUUCGUCCGUAAAUGUCGAAAAAAUCGAGAAACGACCGCUUCUCAAAGGCCGCAUUCGUCUCGCCACUAGCACAGCCGGCCACUCCGCUGACACCGUCCGAUAGUAAUAUCGCCGUUUUCGUCAUUUCGACCGUAUUGACGGUCCUUCUUGCUGGUCGUCUUGCUUCUCGCGCCGCGUCGUGUUUCACUAACCAAUUAAAGCGGUACCGCCCGCCAACCGCUAUGCGCAGAAAAGAUCAAAUACUUUUACGACGUCGCUCAACUGCCAUGCGAAAAACAAAAAAAAACGAAGUGGUCACUCACAAAUAUCACGCCACCCGUGCGAGCGUUAUCAUCGUGGGUGUAUGCAUAGGCGCCCGCGAAUAAAUAACACCCGUCGUAGUAUCAUAAUAAUAUUAUAACCGUUAUAUAGUUCAUUAGUCCGCGUCAUUUUAUUAUCAUUUCAUGACCGCGCGCCGUCGCCGUCGUUGUCGCCGUAAUUAUAAACACGUGUACGCGGCUAAUUGGGUUUUAAUCCGCGCCCGCCCGAAACGGCGGCGGCGGCGUCAACGCGUGCGUAACGAUGAUUUAUUAUUAAUCGCCGUUAACGUGCAUAAUGCAUGCACAGCCGGUAAGGUACCCCGCGCGCUUACCCACCCGCAGGCUGCAGCAGCGCGUCUACGCGGGGUCGCGAUUCCUUCGGAUAACAAUAACGCGAUUCCGUUUACUCGCGGGGUCGUUUCUAAUUAUUGUUGUUGUCCGGUGGAGAGAAAAAAAAAACAGCAUUUGAUUACACGGCCGAUCGCAGCGCGCGCGGUGUCCGAACUCUGAUAAUUUGCCGAGCGUGUACGGCGCGAAAAUUUCUCCUCUCCCAUCCCUUCCCCCCGAAGUAGAAACAAUAGCCUUUUGGCCUUAAGGCCGGACAGGGUCGCUUUACCGCUCGUUAUAGGUCGGUGGUACUCGUGUAAUUUUCGAGUUUUCGAGCGCGACCGAAACCGCGCACAAUUGUUAUCGGGAGUAUCUUUCUUUUCGUUAAUAAACCUAUAAAAGAUUAGUUGCGGUUCUCCGUACAUAUUACAAUAUUCCUCCCCGCUGUACCUUGUUUGUUCUCCUCUAGCGCCUCGUAUUUGUAUUCCCUAUUUAUAUGUAUACUUUACGAUUUAAGUCAUAUUAUAUUCCGCGCUUUUGGUCUUUCUCUUCUCGCGUAUAUCCCCUUCGAUCAUUGUUUUUACAUAGGGUUUCGUUCCUCGGUUAUUAUAAACGGUCCAUCAUUUUAUUUCUAGAAUGAAUGAUUUUUAUUUUUUGUCAUGAAAAUUCGCUGAUCGAAGCAUAAAUAAUUUUAAUUUCCGAUAAAAAACAUUGCCUAUAUAUACAUUGAUUGUACAUUGAAAUAUAUAAAUGGACUAUUGAAUCGGAAAAUGUAAUCUCCUCCGGCACCGUAAAAGUGGUACAAAUUAAAUGAAAAAAAAAAAAAUAUAUAUAUAUAAUACUUUCAAACGAAAUCUUCUUAUGCUAUAUUGUUCCUUUUUAUUGGCCCCUUGUAGGACAUUCGCAGCAUGUCUCAUUGUAGUUUUUAAUCCAAGAAUUGGUUUGUAGCAAUUGUCCGUGUCAUUAUAUUGUUGACCUUCCACUUCACUUAUUGGUACGAACCGCAUCAUUUUUUUUCUAUAAUUUGUUUUUUUGUAUAAAAUAUUAUAAUCAUGUGGUAAUCUUCCUAUGAAAUAUAUUUUUUUUCAUUCUGCAAUGCCUUCCAAGAUUAUUCCUUGCUAACCUUUGAAAUAAUGUUCUAUCCAUUCGUUUCGUCUUUUUUUCAAAAAUAAAUAAUCUUUUUUCCGAAACCCUUUCUAAAACUUCCUCAGUAAUGACUCUAUCAGUCCGAAUUAUCUCUUGCGUCUUUAUACACAACGCAUUUAUUCAUCAACUCUCUAUUCGUUUGCAACGGCGGCGUUUCGCAUCCGUAUUCGCAGUUGUGUAAUAUCAAUCACGUCGAAAUAAAUGUUGAAAUGUCUUUUUUGGGAAGCCUACUACGGCGGGUAUUUUACAGUAAUCGAGGUACAAUAAAAUAUAAUAUAUUGGCGUAUUGCCAAAAUACCGCAAUCGAUUAAGAUAUAAAGUCAAUCCGUUUGGAUAUACGUAUAUUUAUAUGGCUAUAUGCGCCGAAUAUAAAAUGCAGAAAUGUUUCUAUAGUAUAUAAAAUAUAAGUAAUUCUAAGUCUAAGUCGACACAGUCCUUAGCCAGUGACGUAAAUACCGGGUGGGCAAGGUGGGCAAACGUCACGGGCCCGUGACAUUUAGGGGCCCCAAAUCAGGGCUCAAGGCAUUAUUGGACAAGCUUUUUUUUUUUUUUACUCAUCGGCCCUGACUCGAUGCAAUAUUUGGCCACGGGCAAUAGAAGUUCUAGAUACGGCACUGUCCUAAGAAUACAGGAAAGGAGACGUGCGUAUUUGACUGUCUAACUGCGAACAGUGGGAACCGAUUUGACCGGUAGUGCAGGAUACAUUGCGAAUUUAAACGGUAACCUAUUCGGAUACGCCCCUCGACGGGUAACCCGCUCGGUCACCGCGGUAUUAACGCGCGCAAAAAGUACGAAAUAACGUUCUAAUAUUCUAUGCAGCGUCUGGCGGCUCGUUCCGGUUUCGACGUAUUAUAUCAAAAUGAAAAAAAAAAAUAAUAAUAAUAAUAAACAAAACACAUUAUUAUUACACCGCGAGAGAAUUUUCCGUACGGAUCGACGGCGCGCGCUGUUUAUUAUGUUGUCGCGAAAAUACGAAAUCCGUCUCCGCCGACGUCGUUGUUCCGAUGCUGCGCGCGCGCGCCCUUUUUAAUAUAUUACACACUGUGCCUGUACACCGCGCGUUUCGUUAUUGUGUAUCCCGAACUGACAAUACAAUGAUGUAUUUAUUAUUAUUAUUAUUAUUAGUAGUAGUAUUAUUGUUAUUAUUGCUGUACGAUAUUAUUGUGUAUAGCAACAGAUCCGCAGGAAAACUGCUGACGUCCGGGGGCCCGUAGUCCGUAUACGGUAAUAUAUAAUGUACGGUAUUCGCGUGUGGGCGCACUACCGGCAGCAGCAGUAACAGCAGCAGCAGCAGCAGCCGCCGCCGUCGUCGUCGUCGGUCCUCGGGUCUUAUUGGCGGAAAUCCUAUCUCCGGUAAUCGAGAAUAAUAACAAUAAUAUCGUUAUCGAUUCGUCGUCACAGCUGUGUACUUACACGCGCCUACAUCACGAUAUUGUUACAUAUAUAUACAGGUAUCCGAAAAUUAUACCCGCUUAUUCAUAUACGCGCAUAGCCCGGGCUUAGGUAUAACACACGAACGGGUUACGGUCGUCACCGCCGCGGGAUCCGUCGCGGGUCCGCGGGCGAAUUUACUCGGUAAAAAUAUAUUUAUUUUUUUUUUUUUUUUUUUUUCCGCGGGGCCAGCGAGUGGAGUGGAAAUUUAUAUACGGGUAACGGGUAUGUAUACAUAAGUACAGGCUCGCCCCGGAAAAUUACGGUAAAUCGCAAAUCGAUAUGAUACUCCGCGGUUAUAAGACGCGCGUGGUGCGCGUAUACCUACCUGCCUACCUACAUACAGUCUACAUGCACUCGGAAUUCUAUUUAUAUAUAUAAAAAAAAAAAAAAUAAAAUAAAGUAUGACGCGCGGGAUGUUUUACAUAAUAAUAUUAUUAUUAUUAUAAAAUAUACGCAGGCGUAUAACAUAGUAAAAUAUUGUAUAUCCGGGAUAAGUUUACCGGUCUAGCGCGUCUCUAUGGAUUUGCGCCUAUACGCAAUAAUAAUAUUGUAUAUUACCCGUAUAUAUCAUUAUACCCGUGUAAUAUUGUGUUCGGUCUGCGCCGGGACUAUAUUUACGAGAAUUCAUCCGCGACCGAAAAAAAAAAAAAAAAAAAAUGAAAAAUAUAAUCAUAAUAAUAUUAUUAUGAAAAGCGCCUCGUGUGAAAUUUGUUUUUACGUCGCUCGUCUCGCGCUACAACAAAAUAUGUGGUCGCGCGCGUCUUUGGUCUCGAUUGUAGCUCUAGUCGAUUGUUGGAAUUUUUUUUUUCCAUACAUUAUAAUAUAAUCGUGUUUUAUUUAAAUUUCAUUCCCUUUAUUCUGUCGGUCUAAACGGUACACGCGUAUUAUUAUAUUGUGUGUAGGUAUUUUAUAAGUCCAAUGAUGCGCCCGGGAAUGAUUAUCAACGGUAGGGCACGUAGCGAAUAAGAAUCAUGAAUAAAUCGUAAAAUCCUCUUCUUUAUACCCAACUCGACUAUGGCAAUGAUUGGUAAUUUAAAAGCCGGAUCCUAAAUAAAAAAAAAAAAAAAAAAGCAAAUUUCUAAUCAAUACAUCGAACUUUUCUACUAUCGUAACUUUUUGACAUUAUAUUACUCGUAUUUUUAAAACAAUGGAGGGAGAGGGGGGUUAGUCCCUAACUUGCACGUGUCACUGAUAUAACUAUCUAACGCAAUAUGCUGAAAAUUAAAAUAUAUUUUUAGUAUUUUCAUUAAUGUGAUGGACUUUUUGUUCGACACAAAAAGGCGAGAAAAUUCGGUAAUUUCCAUUUGUUCCCUCUUUAAAAUAUGUGGUUAGAGGUUUUGAAGAAGAAAAAUCAAAAGGUUAAGCGCUCACAAUAAAAUUACAUGUUGUACUAGCUUUACGAAUUGUUAUUAUUGUUACAAUUAUUUUGAUUGUAUUGAGCGGUAACUCAUAAAAGGUCAGAUUCUAAAUCUGGAUACACAAUUUUUGUUAUUCGCUAGUCUUGGUUAUUCAUUUGGUUAUUGACGUUUUUUUUUAUUAAACAAAAACAAAUAACAUAGUCGUUUAAAUUAAAUACAAAAAAGAAAGGUUAGAUAAUGGAAACGGGUGCAGCCACUGGUGUAGGUAGGUAGUUAGGAAGAUAGGAUACAGACGGGAAUAUAAUGUAGGUAUAUCUGUAAGCAACGAUAAACGAUUGCUUAAAAAAAAACCGAUUCUGAGUGGAGUCCAGUUGAUGCUUUGUCAACAGUAUAUAUGUCAUAUUAUAGUGAAAUAAUUAAAUAUGCUCUAUAUAUUUUCUUUAAUAAUAUUUGUUUAAUGUUGGAUCGAUUUUCCUAGUUUUCCUACGUUUUGUCCGGUUUUUCAAAUUCGAUGAUAAGACUCUUAAAAAAAUUCGAAAAAUGACUUCCCUAAAGGACCUCCCCAUACCGAUUUAAAAGAUAAAAAUAAAAAAAAUAAACAUCUUUGUUAAACCAUAGUUUCUUUGAUCCACUCAGAAUCUAAAACACACGCGCACGAGAUCCAAUCGACAGAAUUGACUCUAUUCGAAACUUGAAAUACGUAACAGUCUUUAUUAAUAUUAUGUCUUAUAGGCACGUCUGUAGAUAUUCGAUUGUGACCAGACUAUUUUUGUAAUAACUUGUAAAAUAUCGUAUUUUAAUUAAAAAUAACAACGCGCACGAAUAAUUCAAACGGAACCGGGUUACAUUGAAGUUGAUUUCCCGUUGACAAUUCGAGAGAAAAGAGAAUUGUUUUUUUUUUUUUUUUUUACAUUUAAUUUACGCGAAUAUUCUUUAUGAAGGCGAAGUGGGUUGGUGUUCAGACCCUCUCAUUCCCCGAAAUAUGUUCUCGAAAUAAAACAUAUCAAACGAUUUUAGACUGGCUGUUGCAUUAAUUGAAACGCGUACACGUGCGUCGCGGCGUCAGUGAAUCAAUAUACGUUAUCUACAUAGUGUUUAUACUGUCGUUAAUAACAAACAAUUGAUAUUGUGCUGUUGACGAGUAGCCUUAAUCAAUGCGCUUUCGUAAUAAACAAACGUUAUACGCGUUUAUGCGAGUACUCUAAAAACCCGGGCGCCGACCACGGCCUUGCUCGAUUUAUUGCCGUUCCGCCGAGAAUGUUCGUCUCUCGAAUUCGCGCGGUAUUCGUUUUCGGAUCACCCGGUACAACGUUAAUACGUUAUGUCGUAAUAACGUAAUAAUAUUGUACGCGCUUAACGAAUCGGUCGCGGUUUACGAUCAAAGCUUGUACGCUGCACUGUAUACACUCGCGGCGAACGCGUAUUAUUUUUAUUAUUAUUAUUAUUAUUUUUUUUUUUAUUUAAGGCGACGGAUUAUAAUUUUAUCGUUUUCGUAUACAUUAUACUCGUGUACGUUUUACACGUUUAUACCUAGUAGUAUACCGCGCCGGUAAUACGCGGCAAUAAUAUAAUACCUAAUAACAGUAAUGUACCACUUACCGUGCGAGCCGUACCCGCUGUAAUAAAGCUGCUAUAUAAUAAUAAUAUAGUCACCUCUAUAUACGUGACACCGCGAUAAUAAUAUUAUUAACCAGUAUUACGAUAAACCGCAGCAGUCAGCCGCCGAUCGGUCCGCCGUAUAUACUCAACUGUAUUGUGUAGUUUUUUAAAAAUAUUUUUCGCGACGACGACGACGACGAAAAUAUUUGUUUUUUUUAUGACGCACGCCGAGGAAUCGUAGGAGUAGGAGGUGGAGGCGGACUCUCCGCGCGCGAUGACUUUACGCGUAUCUCAUCACGCGCGUCACGUCGCCAUAACGCGUAUUGUUUCGGAUAGUAUUUAAUGUUAUUGCCGCCACCGUGCACGCCACACUGUAUAGACGGGGGGAAUGAUGGGGGGGGGCUCGUGAUUUGAACGAAUGUCGUCGUCGACACUUCACUUAUCGACGCUAAAAAUUACAAUAAUAACGCGAAAACGAAACGUGUUAUUUUAUACGUGUACUCGGUAUAAUAUACAAUAGGCAUUUUGUAGUGCACCGACGACUCGCAUAUGAAAUAUACGUAACGAUAUUGUCAUAACAUCAUAUUCGAUCGUACGCGUUGUGCAUCAAUACACGGUGACUUUUUCAUUUUUCAUCAUUGAACACUAUCGUUGCUCACAAAAAGUAUUGAUUUUUUUUUUUUAACUUUUUAACUUUUUAAGACACGCGAUUUUCGACAAAUCGAAAAUAAAACUUCUCGGCCAUAAUAUUUUAAUCGUUCAACUAUUUCACUAUAUCGAUUUUAUAAGAUUUUCGAUGCAAUAACAACCGUUUCAAUUUAAAUACAAUUUAACGUGUAUACAAUUAUUCCGGACGGAAUGUAUUAGGUUAAAACGUAUUUCGGCAUUGAAACGUCAGAUUGAACACGUCGACGAGAUAUUGCACUUUUGAAUUCGGGUAGGGCAAUAAUGAUGGAAUAAUCCGUCUAUUUGUGGAAUUUUCAAUAUAGAGUUUAUGAAAAAUUUAAAGCGGCUGAUGAAAGUUCCACCGUUUAAAUGUAAGAGCGAAAACAUAAUAGUUUUCUUCAGUUAUUGUAGAAGAGCAUGCAUGUGAGAUUUUGAAAAAAAAAAAAAUCGGCCAAACGAUAUACUUUGCACAUAUUAGUUGUCUUAUUUUUUUGAUAAUUUAAGGAAACAAGUAGCUCUAAAAUGUUACAUCACCGUUUAUUUUUUCGUCACUUAACUUUUUGAGGGUGAAACGUCAGUCGACUUUUGAUAUUCAAUCAGCAACUUGCAUUGAAAAUGCCAUAAAUAGUUGGAGUAUUAGUUUUAAUAAAUUUCAGUGUCGACAUUUUUUUUUUAAUUUCCGUUAACCCGUUGACGAGAUAUUCCACUUGAAAGUAUGUGUCCAGGGGGAGGAGCAUUAUUCAAACGUUGUGCGCUGUACCGCCGUAGAAAUGAUGCUCCACAUUACUCUCUUCUAUAUUUAAACUCGUAGGUGAAAUAUCUCGUCAACGGGUUGACGGAAAUAAAAAUUGUAUCCAAACAAACGAUUUGUCUCUUCGUGAAAUUUCUAGUACGAAUCGCCGUUUAAAAAUAUAAAGUAGGUGGUCUGUUCGCCCAACCCCUUAAAAAAGAUAGGGGUAAGACAAAAAAUAACGGUAAUGUAACGUUUUAAAGCAACUCGUUACUAUUAUAUUGUCGAAAAAUAGUCAUCGUUUCCUAUUUUUUCCCGAAAUAUCGCAAAGGUUAUUAUUAUAUAAUAAUAAUAGUCGGGACAUCCUGUAUAUCGUAAGUAUACGUCGACUCGAUACGAUUUUUCGCGUUUUAAAUAUCUCGCAUUCGCGACGACCGACCCGCAUAUUAUUACGGUCGGCGAAGUUGUUGCGAUGAUAAUAAUUUCGACCGUUUUACGUCGGUGUGACCCAAAUAGAUAAAAUUAUUGUUAUUAUUAUUAUUAUUAUUAUUAUUAUAAUUAUUCGUUAUUAACCGCGUUAUUGUUGUAUGCGUACCUUUGCAGUGCGCUGCACCGAAAAUUCAAAACGCGAUUCUCUUACGCGAUAUCCGUGUGCAACGCACGGUUUUGUGUAUACACAUUCUGCAUACAAAUCGCGUUUGCGAAUGUCGUACAAAAUAAAAAAAUAAUAAUAAAAAAUUACACCCGCAGUUAUUAUAUACGGUAAAAGUUCAAAGCGUAUAUUAUAACGUAAAAACAUGUAACCCCUCCCUACCCCCGAGUUAAAAACAACCGGGUUCCGACGAUAAAAACAUAAUUCGGUCUCGUCUACGUCACAGGACCGUUCUCGGUCUCCACGACCCGAGGAUCGUCCGGUUAUCUCUAUAUUUAUAAUACGCGCUAGUGGUCGAUCCGGUAGUCGAAAUCCGACCGUAAUUUUUUACGUUUUCGAGCAUUUAAUUUAAUGUUGUAAUGUUUCUUGCGAUGUAUUAUACUAUUUUAAUUUAUAAAUUAAUUCACACGGAAUAUACCGUAGGCCAUAAUGCCGUAGUGCAAACGUAGACGUAGAGUAUAGCCGUGCGGUCGUAGUUGUGAUAACUGUAAGCGUUAGUGAUAAGACAACCGAAAAGGUAAUAUAAAUUUUUAAAAUACCAAGACAAUAAUAAGACAGCAAACGCGGACUUUUACAUUGACAACACCGCGGGCGAUUACACAUGCCGAACGAUUUUUCGUCAAGAUCUCGAUUGUGGUCGUCAUAUUCUGGUUGAAAUGUCCCCCCCCCCUCUCCCAAUGAGAUUACUUUAAAAUGUCUACUCUGAUAAUAACUGUAAUAUAAUACGCUCAUACUAAAUCUAAUUGUAUUGAACAAUUAUUACACAAUGUAUCGCAAAUCGAAUUUCCGUCGAUACGGCAAAACGGACACCCUGUAUAGUGUCACGAAAAUACAGUUUCCGUUUACUGCAAAGCGUAUAAUAUAUAUAAUAUAAUAUAAUACGGGGGUAAUAAAGGAGAAAAUAAUAAACGUCCGGCCGUUUUAAAACAUUAGUCGAUGUCCCCGUUGCACUUAAAUUUAAUAUGACAGGUGCGCUCGACUUUUUUUUCGCAGUCGUUUUAACUAUACAAUAAUAAUACUAUUACAUUUCUGCAGCGUCGUAUCCAUAUAUAUUCCUACGACAAUAAUAACCACGAUAACAAUAAUAAUAAUAUUAUUAUUAUUAUUAUUAUUAUUAUUAUAUCCGUGCGGGAUCGCGGUGCAGUGUAGACCGGUGUAAUGUGUAUAGUGCACAUGAAAUGUGUAUUUAUUUUUUUCCCCUGUCGUAUAAAUCAAUAAGAAUAAUAAUACACACCCGGAUAUUGCGUAAUACAAUAAUGACAAUUCGAUUGUUAUGGAAAAAAAAAAAUCAUGAAAAUCGUCUCGACGACGGGAAUCUUACUACAGCUGCGCUGGUGUUUGGUUUUUCUAUCGAAUCGUUUGCGUGCGCUGUUCGGCAUUGUGUAACGAUAAUAAUGCGUGCCCCCCAAUAUACGUGCACUCUGUACACACACACACACACACACACACACACAAUAUGUGUAUCUUUACACAAUACUACGCACACUGUAUUAUAUUCACGUCAUAUUAUAAAUAUACUUGACGGGUCUAAAUUUAAUUUUGCCUCGUAAAGGUGUCGCGCACCACACACAAAAGGGAAAGAGUAUAAGCAGGGUUUUUUUUUCACGUGCGUUAAUUCGAGUCGGCGAGGUGGAGAAAGAGAGAGAGAGAGAGAGAGAGAGAGAGAGAGUGAGUGAGUGCAGAGAGACAGAGCAAAAGAAGACCACAAUGAGAAUCGAACAUUUGGUAAACGUCCAACUGCAACUAUUACCUAUAAUACGCGCGCACACCUCUGACGGAGUUUUUUUUUUUCGCCCUCGUCCAAACGCUUUCGAGGGCUCGCGAAAGAACGGGGAGGAAAAAAAAAACUACCCGACUAUAUACUACACACAACACUCGGCAGGAACUGCACGCUACAGAGUUUUUGGUCGUUUGACACGUAUUCCGCACAAAAUGCGAUAACGACGUCGGACCGAGAUAUAUAAUACUCGUAUAAACGUGUAUAUAUAUAUAUAUACUUAUAUUAUAUUUUCCUCUAAAAAAAUAUCUCUGCCGAUCCGCGCGGGGCGAAAUGCAGAAGGCGAAAUUAUCGGAUAAACGACAGUUUUUCAAAAGCCGUAAUCUUCUUUCGCGGAUUUCGGUACAUGGCGGAAAGUUUUAAAACUAAUACCGGGUCGCAAAAUAAUAGCAGCGUAUAUAUCUAUAUUAUAUAAACGUAAACCGUGCACGGUUCGCCCAAGUUUUCUCCAUGUGCGCGAGCAGUCCUCGUAUUCUAUAGAUCAAUUCGGACAAACGUUUAAACGCGCUGUGUACUCCGCAAAAGUCGUGAACCGUAAAAUUCCAUUAGGUUUUAAUAACCGCAUUCUUCGGGGGUAAGGUACGGCGGACGGUGCGCAUUCUUUUCUAUUGUCUACUUGUUUCCCCCUCCCCAUUCCGAUCUGGGGACAUGUCGACAGGAAAUAUAUAUAUAAAAACUGUAGGCCGAUGCGGCGUAUAGAAUAGAUAUUGUAUCGGGGGAGGGGUGGGGGUAAUCUGUAUGGUUUCCGCGUUGAAAGCAACGAUAAAUCGUCGCAAUCAAAAAUCGAUUCUGCGCGGGGCUCGGCAAACUGGUAAUAUACGGUUACGUAAACAGUCGGGUGAUUUCCCCUUGUAAUAGUCUGCCAAUAGCUGACCGCAGAAAUCGGCGAAAACAUGCCGGACGUGUAUAAUUAUAUCGGCACAUUUUGUCGUCGGUUAAUUUAUUUUUAAAAAUAUUUUAGAAAAGCUUUCGGCGGUUGAAAAACGUUUCAAAUAAAGUACGGCCGCCGGGUUAAAAUUAACCUGGAUUUUUUUUUUAGUUACGCCGUGUAAACAAUCUGGAACGUCUAACAGAAAAUGCGUUUUCGUGAUUAAAAAAUAUAAUAAUAACAAAAAGGAUCUAAGGAUGAACUGUUUAAAAUGUUUAUACAAUCCGAGCGUUUUUACUAAAUCGAAUACGUGUAGUCGUACGUACGAAAUCGCAUUAUUAUGUGUAUUCCAUUUUUCCGGCAUAACAUUUGUUCUUGAAACGAUUUAAACGUUGUUUGGUAUUAUUUUUUUUUCACAUAGAAAUUCCCUUUUUCUACGCUGUAAUUUUUUCCAACGUAAAAAACCUUGGACACACACUGCAACUUACGGCAUAUUUUAAUACCUGUCUCGUUGUUGUGAAAUCACCGUAACCGAUUCGUCUAAACGCUAUUCGUAUACAUAUAUUAUCAUAGUAGUGAUUCUUAUUAAGCGCGUGGGGCGUAUAAAGAGUAUGUAUAAUAUUGUAAAACGUCGUACAGAUGUUUAAAAAUUAAUAAAACAUAAAUUUCGUUUAUAAUUAUACCCGCGUUAUAAAAAAAAAAAAAACAGAAAUAUUUACAUAUUUAUUAGAAUUUUUAUUAUUAUUCAACGUGUUUAAAAACCAAUCAAAAUAUUUUUCUUCAGAUUAUAUUUAUUAUUCACAAUGUGUAACACGCGCGGUUCGGUUAUAAUAUUAUUAUUAUCCCGUCCAGUGAAUGUUUUUUUUUCUUAUGUAUAUAUAAUUAAACCGUGCGGCAAAGAGCAAUAUUUUUUUAUAAUAACAUCAUAUUAUUAUGUCGUAUACCUACGUGUCUCUCGUUGACACCGCAGCAUAAUAUAUUAAUAAUUCGAUGUAGAGCUCCGAAGGACAGAAUCGCCUAUUCGAAAAAAAUAAUACAAUCAUUAUCGGAUGACCUUUCCCGAAUCGAAUAAUACGUACGUCUAUGCAAAAAUUUACCUCAUAGAAAAAAAAAAAAAAAACGAAAAAUUUUACCGUAGACAAAUUACAAAACGAUCAAUAGAACUCCGUCACUAUAUUGAGUCGAAUUUUCACCCGUGCCUAUUUCGUUAAAUAGUUUUUCGCGGGAUUUUUAAAACCGCUUAACAUAUGUCUCGUUACUCCGUAAAAACAUACUGAUGAAUUUCUUGAAAUUUCGGGCGGCGGGAAUCUAUACACGCAACUUGCGUACGUGACACUAAAUUUUAGGCGAUUUCCAUAGUUUCACAACGCAACUCCGCGCGUUAUUUUCUACCGGAUUCGAUGGGUUUUGAAAAUAUUCGUUAUCACGUAAAAUUAAAUUCGUAUAAAAAUUAUAAAACAUCGCUUAACGAGCGAAUCGAACGUAAUGUUCCGCGACUUCUGUUUACUGAUUUGGAGUCCCUCCCCACAAUACGUUCCGGCCAAGGGCCCCGCGUAUACCGAAAUCCGGUCUGGGCUUUUAUCCGCGACUUUGUCCACGCAGACUUUUAUAAUGUAACUUUUCCGUACGAGGGGUGUACACGAAAGGUAAAUGUAUAGGCUGUAUUGACGUGUACACAUAAAAAAUACUCCUAAACAGCCGGAAAAAAAAAGUAACAAAUAUUUUCAAACUGUUCGUAUUGUACAUAGUCAACUCAAAUAUACGACACGAUUUUCCCUCGAGAUUCGCGGUAUUUUUCUAUUAUGCUCCUCUAAAAGUUACCCGCGUCUGUUUUACAUCGGCCAGUAUACUGAAACUAAAAUCGCCCGUUGUUUACACACAUAGAGUUAAUUUUUUCACACAAAAUUUGACAUCUAUUUUCGAUCCUUGCGGGGUUGAAUUUCCGCGGGAUCGGCCGUAAUCGUGUUUAACUAUACAAUUUUAUUCGAUGGAAUUAUCAACACAAAUAUUUUUUCGGUUAUCAAACGCGUUCCAACUCCUUGUGGCUGAAUAUUGAAAAAUCAUUCCUUAGUAGACCGCUACAUUUUAAAAAACCUCUGUAACGAAAUUUCCUAGUUUCUAUAGACAAGGCGGUUCGAGUUAUGCUUUGAUACGUACGUCAAUCAGUUUCUUCUUUUAUACGAGCAUAUUAUACGCUGGUCUGCGAAAAAGGUCUUAAAAAAAAUAUCUUAACAAACAAAAAUAGUCGAGAAAUUUAAAAAUGCUCUAUAAUUGAUUUAAUUUAUUUAAUACAGUUUACUAAUAACACUAUACAAAAACGAUUAACACAAAGUAAUUUUUUUACAUAAUAUAUGUAAAAUUGUAUUUGAAAAAAAAAAUACUUGUAAAGUAUAAGAAAAUUGUAUUCAAUACGUUAGAACCGUCAGAGGUAUAGGGGAUAGGGGUCUUUUAAACCACUCUACUGUUUUUGAUUUUUUUUUUUUUUAAUGUUUUUCAAGUGAUUUUUUCAGAGCUUUAUUGCCGUUACUUCCAGCGCUUUUUUCGCGGACUCUGAGUCGGCGUUUUAAAUCCGGGCACUAAUAAUAAUAUUGACGGUAAAUAAAAUAAAUAAAUAAUAUUAACGGUAUUUUUGUUAAACGGUUUUAACGAAAAAAAAAAAAAUAAAAAAAGGAAAAAGGUGAAAAAAGUUCGCACCGCUGGAAUAUUUUAAAUAUAUAUACAAGUAGGUACCUAACAAUUAAAACCCGCAUUAUAAUAUAUUCGUUUGGGUUCGGGGAAAAAAAAACUAACAAUCUCACGAGUACCACCCUCGUCCUACUCGUCGCGCGUUGAAGUUGUUUUUUUUUCGUUUAUCAUAAUUUCCGCCGCGGUAAGUCGAAAAUGGAAAUUUGUUCAUAAAUUAUAAUAAUACGCUCACUCGCGGAAAACGAGAAGACUGCGGUCGUUUACGGCGCUAUACAAAAAGCGUUUGUCGAUUUUUUUUUUUUUUUUGUAAGUGGACGUAUUAUUGUUUACGCGCGUGUACAUGAUAAUAUUAUUAUUACGGUUUUUUUUUUCAUUUUUUUUUUUUAUUAUUAAUAAUCGGUCCGUUUUCGAUGUAUAGUCGGCACAGUUAUACAAUAUAUACUAUUAUAUUAUCAACGUGGGAACAAAUUAAAAAAAAAAAUAUAUUAUUAUAAUAAUUUAGCGGCCGGCCGACGUUUUAUGUACAUUAUAAUCUUCGCGGGAUCGAUUUUUCCCGAACCGCGUUAUUAUUUACCGAUUUCGAACCGCUCGACCGCACAAUAUCAAUGCGAAAAUAUAAUAAUCGAUACCGCCGAUGCCUUUAAAUGUAUACGACCCGGAUACGAGUUUUAACAGUAGAAUAAUAUACUGCGGGGGCGCCGAGCAAAAAGGACACGAAAAUAUAUCGCGUCGGCACAGUCGGAACGUUCCAGGUCGGACGCGAAACGGUUGGUUUUUUUUCUUUUUUCUAGUAUCAAUCUUUCGAAUCGUUUUAUGUGAACCCGUUCGAGAAAAUCGACCGAAUUCACGAUUUCCGGACGAUUCGUCUCGUAUUGCGUCCCGCGUUAUUUCCCGAUUAACAUCCGAACGUAUACAACCGUGUAGUGGCGUGCGUAGAUGUUAUGUACACGCCCCCCUACCCCCGUUGGCCUAAAACUACAAAAAAAAUACGAGUAAUCUAUUAUCGAAACGCUUACAUUUCGACCGAGUUACGAGCGAAAACUUGAUGUAUUGAUAAGAAAUUGGCUUUUUUUUAGGAUCCGGCCAGGCGCGGAUCCUGUGCAAAGAUCUGAGAGGGAAGCCGACAAUUUUUUUACAGCGAAUACAAUUAAUAUAAUACAUUAUGUGUAUUAUUUUAUCAUGCAUAUCUGUGAUUGGAAUAUCAAGGUAUCAAGAUCAAUAGAACUAUAAAAAUAUAAUUGGAGAAAUAAUAUGUCGGGGAAAGGCCUUGGCCCUUAGGCCCCCCUGGAUACGGCUUUUAAAUUACAAAUUCCCAUAUUCGAGUUGGGCACAGCGAAGACGAAUUUACGGUUUAUUCGCGAUUUUUAUUUGUUACAUCCCCUCCCAUUGAAAAUUCUUGGACACACAACCGUGCACACACGUGUCGCGUUUACACUUAUAUUCGCGUGUUUCGCGUUAUUUUUCGCGUAUUCGCACUAGAGAUUUUGCGUCGUAAAUCCGGAUUCCGGAUAUCAAAAUGAUUCCGAUUUCGCGUUUUCCAAACGUGUUAAAAUAUUACGGAUGGUUCUUUUUUUUUUUUCUAAACCAUACGCGAAACGUCCGAAAGAAUCACGGUCCGAGACCCGGAUUUUUAACACGGGUUUUCGAUCCCGAAAUCCGAAAAUCCGGAUUGUCAAACGGUGCGGCGUCCGUCCGGAUUUCCCCCCGCGCGAACAAAGCCCGGAACGCGUAUAAAAGCGGAUAGUGUAAAUUCACGUGUAAUUUCGUGUGUAUAAUACGCGGACGCGGUUACACGUUUUUCGUUCGACCGUAAUGAUACACGCGUGCGUUCACGCGGUUUUUAAUCGACACUCUCGUUUUGCGGAUUUUUCGCCGUGCGGUCGGUCGACCGACCGACGACGACGAUGACGCUUGUAAACGCCAACAGCGCCUUUUCCGGGUCGAUUUACAACUCCGCUAUCGUUUUUCUCAUUAAACCCGCAGGUAUAAUAAACGCUCUUAUCUCGGCGCGUGUGUGCGUGUGUGAUAUACGAUAUAUUAUACGGUCAUAAAUCAACACGCGGGGACGCCCGAGCGGUUUAUCCCACCCGAUACCUACCGCCGCGCGUGUAAAAACGUAUAAUAUUAUAAGGCUGUCCGGCCCCAGCAUCCGAAACAUCAAACGGCGGCGGCGGCGGCGGCGGCGGUACGCUAGAAAGCGGCGCGGGCGCGGCGUCGCUCCGGACGUUUCGAAGACGAGAUGAAUAUUCGAGAAGACAUUUAGGUUUUGAAGACGCGCUCGGACGGGGCCUGCGUAAGCCGAAUCGGUUCCCGUUUCGAAUUUGUCACGUUAUCCGCUUUAAUAAUAAUACACCGACCGAAAGGACCGGGAAGUAAGCGCGGCGGAAACCGAGCCGUUACCCGCGGUCACCACUUAUAUAAUAAUUAUAAACGGACGGACGUACUUUGCACGAUCAGCGGGCGACCGCCGCUGUUGUAUAUAGAUGACAGUUUUGGGAAGGUAACGGCGAAUUAACCGUUAGCCGAUUCUGAGCGGAGUUCGGUUCUACGUGCUACGGUUUAGAAAGGCCGUUGUAAUUGCGAUUUUCGUUAAAAUUUGAAAUGCUUAUGAGAAAAAAUAUUGCACGUUACGAUUUUUUUUUUUCCAACACAUCCCGUAAACUUUCCCGGUUUUUUUGCCAAAUAUUAUGGAAACUCCUUAGAAAAUCAAAAAACAACUUCCCUAACGUACCUUUCGUCUCCCACACACGGUUGCCCUUGUAUACGCGUGUUAUAGUAAACAUGGUUAUCACGGUCCGUAUACAUAAUAUCACAGAUAACCGCGACGAUAAAUAAUAAUAAUAACAAUAAUAAUAUUUAUUGGACGGUCCGGGUAUAUAUGUCAACGCGUAAUAUUUCUCGCGCGAAAAUACAUAUUCCGGUUCGAAAAUGUCGAAACGUUUCGUAAUAAUGCAGACGUGGUACAAAUUCCAGGAAUCCGGCGCGGCGUUUUUUUAUGUCCUCAUAUUUUGUUCGUAUUCCAAUGAAAUCGCGUAUUCGUCGCUAUAUUUCUGGAUAUAUAAUCGCGUAUAUAAAUGUCACGUGUGUUCGUUGAUAUUCAUCGGAUCGGUUAAAAUUGCAUUUCGUUCGCGAAAGCCAUUUGAUAAAUGGAUAAUUGAAUUUUGUCGAGAUACAAUGCUAUGAUAUUAUUAUAAUUGCUACGUCAACAGUAUACAAACACGAAAAAUAUAUUCAAUUUGCAUUAUAUGAAAAUAUUGUCACUGUAAAUCGUAUACUGUAUUAAAUUGUAAUAAAAAAAAUAAAAUAAAAAUAGACGGACAUACUUCGCACGUGGGUGCAACCACUGUAGUAGGUGGGAAGUUGGGCAGUUAGGAUACAGACGGGAAUUCAAUUUAUAUCUGUAAGCAACGAUAGACCAUUACUAACGAAAAAACGAUUCUGAGCGGAGUUCAGUUGCUAAUGUUGCUUUGUCAACAAUAUAUAUGUCAUAUGAUAUAUCAUAUUGUUAUAUUAAAAUGAUUACGACAAUGUGCGUUUCCGUGACAACAAUGAUUAUUUAAAAAAGAUUUAAAAUAAUAAAAACUUAAUAAUAACAAACAAUAAAUAAAAAAACGGAUGCCAAUGACAACCUAUUAUUUUUAAUCUUCCAAUCUUUUUUAACCCAAAGAACCGAGUUUUCCUCAUUAUUUCGAAUAUUAAUGAGAAAUGCAAAAAAAAAAAAAAAGACCUCUCUAAAGUAUCACCCAGACAACAUUUUCACUGAUGAUUUUACCGUAUAAACCGUAUGAUACAUAUAUUGUAUUAACUUCUAUAAAAAAACGGAUGCCAAUGACAACCUAUUAUUUUUAAUCUUCCAAUCUUUUUUAACCCAAAGAACCGAGUUUUCCUCAUUAUUUCGAAUAUUAAUGAGAAAUGCAAAAAAAAAAAAAAAAAAAUGUUUCUUUCGUUCUACAUUCAAGCGGGGUCGCCGUUUCGUAUCGGUUAAAUCAUUCAUCGAAACCGAACGAAUAUCACAACGAACGGACGGACGCCAGUUUCAACGCGACCGAAAACGACCAUCAAUAAUUAUUUUUCCAGUCGUUAAGGAACGUGUUCCCAUACUUUGGGUGGUUUUUUUUUUUUUUUUUUAUAUAUAGCGUUCACCGGUAGUGCUUCGAACAAUAUUUCCGUUUUUAUUCAUUUCAUCGGUCAUCGUUCACCGGGCGUGUUAAACGUCAUCGUUUCGGACGGGCCGGGUUAUUUCGGGUUAUUCCGUGAUAAAAGUGACACGGUCGUCGUACUUUUAAGCCGCCGGAUGAACGGUGUGACGGGAGGGGGGGGGUUGGAGACACGACGCCUAAUACCCCCGCUCGUCGCGCGCGUCGCCGAGCGCGUGUUACAUCGCGUCGCGUUCCGAUUCGUACGGUACGUGGGUGACAGGUGAAUUUCAAACACUCGGCCGGCGAUCGCGGGGUUCGACGGCCCGCGUCCGUUCGUUAACGGCGCGCGUACGUACGCGUUCCCCCGAUAAAAGCGGCGCGGCGCGCGAAUUUCGGUCGUUCCAAUUGUAAACGGAUUCGCUGUAACGGGCGCGUUCGCGAAUCCACACUUGCGACGCGUUCGCGCAGCGCGCGUUUAACAUUUAAUUUUUCGACGCCCGCGAUAGUAUUGUGCCGACGGAACCGUAACGACGGGUUUUCGUCGCUAUACGCGUGUAUAGCAGGGCGCCGAUAUAACGGUACGGAAACCACGGGGGGGUGGGGUGGGGGAGAGGUUAUCCCGGGUGGGGAGGUUCGAUCCGCCAAUCGCCCGACCUCCGUCUCCCUUCUCACCCGCCAGAUAACCGCCGCGUCACUGCGUUACACGCGAUAAUAUUACUGGUCGACAACAAUAAAUUAUGGUUACGCGAAAUGCGCCGUCGGUCUCGCGUUUUGGGACACGGUUCACCCCGGAGGUCGCGUCUGCAGGCGACGGCGCAAUAACCAAAUGUGUACAGGGUGGCGUUUUUCUUUUCUUUUUCAUUUAUCACCCGGUUCGGCCGGAUUGUCCGCGAACAUUUCGAGAGAAAUCGUAUAUUUAGACUAUAAUUUAAUAAACGUGUAUAUAUAAUAUUAUAAUAAUACGCCGAAAUAACGAUACAAUUAUUAUUAUUUACAGGAUCGCGGUUAGCCCGGAGCAGUGCAUACAGGGAAGGGCGGUUAUCGUCUCUGCAUAAGGUAUCUAUACACACGUGAAAUUUAUUGUACCCGCAUGAUAUAAUAAUAAUUAUCCUCUGUACAUUAUACCGAGCCGCGUGACAUUUCGAAAACGUCGCGAAUAAUACCGCGGGGAGGUGGGGGAGGGGGCCGGAGGAAUAAACGGGGAGAUGUCCGCGACGGCCGAACGAACGGACCCAACGAAUUCGUUUAUCGUUCGGAAAUCUUCGCGCCUCUAUAAUAUGUAUAUUUAUACUCGCAAUAUACCGGCCGGUAUACGACGGCCGGAUCGCGGUGGGGGGGGGGUGUGUGGAGGGAAAUUCACCCUGUACAACGAAAGAUUCGCAGCGGAGUAUUCCCCCCUGGAAUAUAAUAUAAUAUUAAUAUCGUAACGAGAGAGUCGCACUGCGAGACGUCACGACAUUCGCGUAAGCCGGCGAGCGUUUUCCGAUUAUUCCGAUUCGUGGCGUUCGACAACCCGAGAAGAGUAUUAUUCGCGUGUGCUGCACAACUUUCGAGUGGCGACUGUACGGCGGCGGCAUAUAUUAUUUAUUGCGUCGUCGUCGCGGUACUGGCGUGUAGGCCGCGAUAUUGUACAGGGUGGACAAAAAAAAAAAAAAUCAACAACAACAAAAUCGCGAAAUCAAAAGUUACGCGUGUAUGUACGCAGUACAUUUCAUACGAUUCGUACUGUCGAAAAUACACCGCAACUACUGGUUCACGUCUGUCCUUUCGCCUCCUCUCCCUCCCUCCCCCCCUCCCCCCGAAUAGUCACGGGAACCUAAAGACGCUCAUUAUUGUCGCCGGGCGGUGGCGCCAAACCUACGAGUACAGGUUGGAUUUUUUUGGUGAGCGACCGGUGCUAGUGUUGGGAAAUAUACGCGGUACACGAAUACGGGGUUUUCGUAUGGAAAAUGUAACUAUGAAAAAUAGUAGUGCGAGCUGAAUCGCUCGUAUUGGCCAAAUUAUACACUGCGCUCAAAGACAGGGCCUGGUUAACCCGCACCGAACUGAAAAAGCUGCAGCCUAGGGCGCCGUCAAAUGGAAGGGGGGAGAGGGUGGGGUGCGAUAAAACAAUUUUUUUUUUCUGAUUUUUUCGGUCGCGCAGGCCGAUAACGUGACAAUGAACAUUUUUUAGGUGCCUAUAGAUUUACAAUAAUAUUUUGAUUUUUAAAUUUUUUUUUAUCGACUACGAUAAUUGUUUUAUAAUUACUAAACCUUCAUAAUUAUUAUUGUUCAACUCGUUUAAAUAAUAUACACGAGUAUAUAAAUAAUUAAUCCGUUUACAGUAACCGAUGAUUUAUUCAAAAUAUCGUAUAAACGUUAACUAUAUACGUAUUGUAAGUGUUUUUAUACGUUACUAUACAUAGUUUUGGUAAAUUCGUGAAACGGGCGCUUUAUUAGUCGCGUCUUUUGCCCGUUCUACACGAAUCGGGAAACCCGCUCGGCCGAUUUCCCCUACGGCGUAUAACUUACGAGUGUAUCCAAAGUGUUGUUUAUUUUUUUCCGUUUGACGACGGAUAAAAGGCCCCCGGGCCGACGAAACGAACGCGGGACUUUGAGAAUAAACGGUCGAUUCUCGAUUUCUUGUCGAGAUUUAGGCGUGGGCGAGUGUACUCGUUAUGAAAAUAACCGAAUACCAUGCUCGGUAAAUACGAGUUUUAAAUUAAAAUUGUCGGAACGGCAGUUUGGCAAUAUUAAACAAAUUUCGAAGGGGCGGGUACUGGGCAGAUUGCUUUUAGUUUCGUCUCGCCCCGCCGUAAAAGGCCGAAUUUAACGACGUAUUACGCCCGACCUAUUUUCUCCCGUUCGGGCGCGAAAACUCCGCUCGCGCAGUUGCGGACGAGGUUCGUCCGCGCGCCGGGGAAGAAAUCUCCGCGUACAGGUAUAACCGGGAAAUUGUUCGGGUAACGCCCGCGGGAAAAAUCUCGCGCCCGCGCUCAAUAAUAUGUAGGGGUUUCCUCGGCGGGUAUACCGCGCGAGGGGACCCGGCCGCGAAUUUACGAGAUUAUACCGGGGCGACACGAGACGUGAGCUGCUGCUGCUGCUGCGGACAAGGGAGAAAACGUAUCAAAACCGCUACGUAUAUACCCGGCACGGCGGGACAGAAAAGGGUCUCACCCUAUAUAUAAUGGGUAUAAAUAAUACGAUGUAUGUAUUAUUAUCGAUACGAUGUGCUGCCCAUAAUCUAUAAUCGAAUAAAUACAAUAUACGCGCACCGGUGCCACGCGGGGGCGGGCGAACGCGCGGCGGCGACCGUCGUGCAGUGUGUGCGUGCGCGCUCGAGCCCCCCUAAAAUCAGCGGCGCGUUCCGAAAUAACGCAGCUGCCGCGUCUUCGCCCUCCGCCCUCCGCCCUCCUCCCUCCUCCCUCCCGCUCCACCCCCGAAGACGACGGCGGUCCGGUGCAGUUCCGCCCGAGGGGGCGAAUCGUCGGGGGACGUGUGGCGGUGGAAAUAUUAUUCUAUAAAAACCGCGUACACAUCAUCGUAUACAGGGGCGGGCGGGAACAAAAGGAACGGACCGGCGGCGCGACGACGACGGCGGCGACCGCAUUAACGGCGCGCGCGAUUCCCGUUUCGCGCGAAUCCGGUUACGCCUCCCCGCCGCCGCCGUGUCACCCCCCCCCCCCCCNCCCCCCCCGCUAUUAUAUAUAUAUAUAUAUAUAUAUGUAUAUAUGUGUAUAAAUAUAUGUUUACGACGCAGAUUAAUGUUAUUGUUUGUUGUUAUAGUAUCGUCGCGCAAACACGCAUCAUAUUUUCGCGUUGCACACGCGAGUCCGUUGUUGUUGAUAUUAUUAUUAUAUUAUUGUAUUCACACACGCGGUAAUACGCCGGGUAUUAACUGCCGUAACGCGACCGUCCCGACGUCUGUCGGGAAACGCGCGGGGCUGCAGCGGUAAGCGAACGCGUUGUGCACUCGAAAAUAAUAUACGGGCGAACCGUAAUGUCUCGGCGUUUUUACGAGUGUACGCGCGGCUGCAGCCCGUCCCAGUCUAAAUUACCGCGAUCGUGAUUUCGGACUUAAAAUUUGAAUGAUUACAAUUUUAAUAUUCGAACUUUUGAUUUUUUUCGAACGGACGAACGGUAGGUGCAUAAUACAAUACUUAAAACGAAACGUCCCCAAUAGAUAAUUAAAUACAAUAUCUUUCGGAUAUCGUUUAAAAAAAAAAAAAAAAAAAAAAAAAAAAAAAAAAAAAAAAAAAAAAAAAAAGGUGUUCUAUAUAACGCGUAAAAAACACACGAAAAAUCAUCAAUAAAAUGACCUGAAAUACACGUGUAUAUUAUUAUCUAAAAAUGGGAAUAAAAGAGCGAAGUGACAGUUCAGAGUUUUGUCUCCUUUUUGAUUCGACCGUUUUCAUUACCGAAAUAUACGAAACACGAACUACGGUAUCGUUUAUCCCGUUUACCUAACGAAUAUCGUCAAAACUAACAGUGUACGCGAAUUAUCAGAUUUUCAUUUUUCAAAUCAUAAAACAAGAUUUUCCUCGUCACAUUUUUUUUUUUUAUAACAUUUUGUUCGCUUUAUUUUUUGGCCUAAAGCGGUGUAAAAUAAUAUAUGUAUAAUCGAAAUCGAAUUCGCUCGUGUUGAAAAUUGUAAGAUGGACAAAUUGACCAAAGCUCUUCUUCUCCUGGUAUCAAAUCAUGCAAGUAAUAAAACAAUUAAUAUUUAAUAUCAACUAAAAUAGCGGAGAGGGGCCAUGGCCCCUACCACCACUCCCUUUGCGCAGGAUAUAAUAACAAUUUAUUUUUUAUUUCGCCAUAAAAAUCGGCAUACGAGUCGUAUGCAUCGUCACUUUAUCGAGUGUGUCGGAUUUUUGUGUUUUUCGACCGCGUCUCGAUAAUUUUAUCGAAAAUAUAUUUUUGUUUCCCCCCCCCCUUCAAAAAAAAAAACUAUUUAACGAUUUAAACACACACACACGACGAUAACUUUACGUGCAUAUUUUUAUCCGUGAAAUAUUUAAUACAUAAUAAUAACGUUACAUACGAUAUACGCACGUGCCCACGUGUGUAAACAUGACGUACCUACCCUUCGCGACCAACUAUAUAAUAAACUUUCCGAUGUAGUGCCUCCUCAAUCCCCACAAACCUCAACCCCGAACCCCGUCGUCGCGAGCACGGAAACCGUGCGUGCAGUACGUCUGCGAAACACUUUUCACGUGACUCUUAUGUUAUUAUAAUUUCCUCUCCCCCCCGAACAUAUUCGCCUCUAGAAGACACACGAUACGAUACACGUAUACACAGUAUUAUUAUUUAUUAUAAUGAUAAACCAGUAGGUACGCGGUGGUAUACAGCGCGAUCAUAUUUUCGUACCAAAUAUUUCCGCCUAAGAAGAACGCUAAAAUACACACGCGCGUCAGUUGUCCCCGUCGUACGCAAACGGACGACGACGUGGCAAAUUUACGUUCAACACAGCCGAUUUUGCACUAUAGAUUUUAGUAUCGGAGCGAAUUGGCCUGUUAUCAAACUUAAAGGGGAGAACGAUAUAUUAUGUGUCGUAAUAUUUCAAAAAUACGUCUUACAUCAUGAAAACAUCGAGAGUCAGAAACAAAUUCGGAUAUAAGUCUUAGUUCAAAACCAAUAGUGUUUAAAAAAAAAAAAUUAAAAUAAAAGCUCAAAAUCGGUUCUGUUGAAUGCAAAUUUACUGUGUCGCACGUUUGUAUUGGGACAAAGACUACGACAAUAAUACUCGUGUAACUACUAAAGUGCUCGUAAAUAUGGUUUUCGGAAGGUGAUCAAGAGUCGAAGAUUUCCAAUAUAAUUCGCUGUUUUUGCGGAAAUCAUAAGCGAUAAGACUGAUGGGUCGCACUUGGCUGCGCCAACUCCGUCCUUUAUUAUAACGUCCGAUAUCGUAUAAUGUAUUAUAAUAAUGCGUUUUACGUGAUGAGCUCUUAAUCGCCACAAAAACGGUGGAAAACGAUCGGAUCGAUAUUUAUGUGCGGGGCGUAAAUCUGUAAAUUGAAAUACACGGUCGACGAUAGAUUUCAAAUAAUGUUUAACCUUUUCGGUGCGCUCGUGCGCGAUAAAAUUACGUUUUCUUAAACUGAGACGCUUAUUUUUAUUACCGCGUGUUCGAAUAGUUUUUCCGCGUAUCUCGAAAACCGACCGAGAUACCGAGCCAAAUUGUGAAGUUGAUUAAAAAAAAAAAAAAAAAAACGCAGAAUUUAUUUAUAUAUACCACUUUGAAAAAUCGACUUUAUCUAUAUAUGGGUAUAAGAUAGUUGAGAUAGAAAAAAAUCGUAGGUACCGGUAUCGGAAUCGUUCGAGAGAAAAAAUAUACGACUGUUCGAACCCGGUGCUAAAAAUAUAAUACAAGUGCAGUUUCCUUUUUAAGAAAACUCGUGAGUUUUUAUCGCGCGCCGAAACGGUCAAACAUUUUAUCGGAAAACGCGUGAAAACCUACCAAGGUAACACGUCUGGAUUAAAAAAAAAAAAAAAAACUCCCGCAAAACAAUAGCUUGGUCGUCGGAAAUAUUGUCUGUUACCCUCCCCGAAAAGCGAUCACGCUGUAUAAUACGUACGAUUAUUUAUACGUCAAAAGGGGAGAGGAUAUAUAGUGGCGCGUUAAGAGAAGGUAAUCGUUCCGUGACCGGAUACGGUACGAUGAUGGUAUCGACGCUUUUGCCAGAGUACUGUAUAUCAUAAAGUAUACACGGCCGUUUAGGGGAGUUUUUUUUACCGAAAAUAUAUGCCAGUAUAUAUUAUUGUAAAUACUCGUGUAAACCGUCGUCACGGAAAACAACAAAAAACGUAUACCUGAUGAGUAGGCCGUUUACUUCGCGGACUGACUGGGGGAGGGGUGGGGGUACCGUCACAGAGCAGUCUCCGGUCUGGCAUUUCGCGACCGAGAAACACGUGCGCGUUUUGUACGUACGAUAAUAUAUGGCUGAGCCCCGCGAACGCAAUACGAUUCCAAACUUGUACGGCGGUGUUCCCACAUGAUAUAAUAAUACCUGACGUACACGAUAUAAUUUAUGUGUGUAAAUUUUUUUUUUUUUUUAAUUUCUUACAUACGAGAUGACGUGUGCAGCGAUGAUGCUAAUAUACUGCGAGCGCGACCGCCGGCCGUUAUUUUAUCGCAUAUUUUUUUACAAUUUUUUUUUUUUUUCUCCACAAAUUCCUAUAUUUUAUUUAUACAUGUAUGUAUACACGGUUGUUAAAUAUUAUACCGCAGUGUUCUCUGAUCACAUCCAUACCGGCGGCGUAGCGGGGGAAUAAGGAGGAUAUAUCCCCCCGCGAACCGUAUUUCAUUAUAGGUAUUCGGUGCUUAUUAUUCGAGUGUUGACUGCGUUUUCAGUUAAUAUAAUAUUAUAUUUGUUCCGUUUCCGCGAAAAAACGUUUCCUACACGUUUUUAAUGCGAAUAAACGUUGCGCAAACAAAAUAUAGACUCAGCGAAUCGGCCACGGCUGGUGUAUACCUAAAUAAAUAAAGAGGAAAUUAAUGAAAAUGAUUUGACUAUAUGGCCUUUGCGUAAAAUUCCCCCAAAAAGAUACGGCUGUCGAAUAAUUGGCGUAAUAAUAGCGUAUAAAUAUAACUAUAUGACAAUAAGGGGCGUAUCCGAAACGGUUCUCGUUUAAAAAAAGGUAUUUUAUGAGGGCGAGUCGAAUUGGUUCUUGUUCAAAUUCGUGAUGUAUCUUCUACCGGUCGAAUUGGUGGUUUCCACUGUUCGCAGUAAGACAUGUCGAAAAUUUACAUUUCCCUUCCCAUUCUUACAUGCCUAUUAGGACUGUCGACUUAGAAUAGAUUUUAUACUGUAUAGAAACGAGAUAUUUUUAUUUUAUUAUUAUACUAUUUUUUUUUUUUUAUCUAUUUUUCUUUAAAGUACCCUGAUACAUUGAUAAAACCACUUUUCUAUGUUUUUUUGGGGGGAGGGGAGUCGAAGACUAGACCGAGAUCAAACAUUGAACACAUUACGAACGAUACGUCAUAUAAAAUCGCGUCGUAAAUAAAGUACUUUGUUCGGGGUCGGUGUUUUUUCGUUUAAUGGGGGUAGGAGCAUUUGCCUCCGGCAUCCCCCCUUACUCUGGAUGGAUCCGUCCUUGACUCUGGACGAAUCAUAAAGCAGGGGGUGCGUGAGCAAUAUCGAUUAAUACUAUCAACUACAGAUACCACAUCACGUGCACCAUCAUCAUCGCCGCACGCCGAAAUGUACGCCCGAAAGGUCGAAACUAUCGAUACGCAAUCGCGUAAUUAAUUAUUAACGGAGAUAUAAUAUAUUACUGCUGACGGAUAGCCGUCUUCUCUAUUGUACAAUAAUUAUUGGACGCGUAUCAGAACAGCCAGUGAUUUUCGUAGAUUUUGGUAUUUUUCAGGUUCGCAGCGAUGAACGUAACGGUUUUACUAUGUAGAUAUAUGACGUAUGUUAUUUGUCUACCCAAAAAUCGCGAUUCGAUUUUAUCCGUCGUAGCUUUCUGAAUGCAAAUUUCAUCAAGUCAGUACGUCUUUUUGUUUCUUGUUUUUCCUAGAAAUUGUCUCGGUAAUCGGAAAUAACCGAGAAAAACGGAGAAAACAUACGGAGAUAACGGUUUCGUUAUGUUUUCAAUUUUUUUUUUUUUAUUUUUUUUUUAUUUUUUUUUUAGUGCUUGUAAUUCGGUUAAAAAUAAUCACAGAAACGACUCGAAAUGUUUCCAAAAUGCAUUAUAAAUCAGUGAUUUCCAGACGAAUUUUAAACUGUAGUUUUUGCUACAGACAUAUUUGAUAUUUUCGUGUUAUUUUACAGUUUUUUUUUAAUAAUAAUUUUAGUAAACCUAUUUCAUAAUUAACGUGAAAUUAUUUCAUGUCGUACAUAUCGUUUAUAACAACGUGAAGUUCCCGCAGAAACACUAUACUGUAUACUAUUUUUGAGUUUUCUUUAUAUCUUCAUUAUGAAAUCGAUUGUUUAAAUUUAAGCGCAGACGAAUUAUUACGUCAAUUCCGGAUCGCACGGUCUCAACAAAUUGCUGGGGAGGUGCAAGCAGUCAUUACGAAAUAAAAUCUGUAUUUGUCGGUGAUUGCAGAGUAUCGGAGACUGCAAUUGAUAGAAUUGACCUCGAUGAUCUUUUUUUGUUUUUUUGGUCAUCAUGUUUUGUUAAACGGGGGAGAGGGCAAAGAUUUUUAAAAAUCUACAAAGGGUAGAAUAAAAGAAGUUGGGAAUCGCCGAUUUAAAUAUUUCGACCAAAGGUGUAAUAUCGAAAAAUCUACGUAAUUCAAUUUUGAUCAGAAAUAAUAUCGAAACGUAAAUAUUGAUAAGAGGGCACAUACUAUGUUUAACGAUUGGACAGCCGUGCGUACUUGUACACAAUAAUAUGAUUAUCACAGUUGAUGGUUAUUUCGAUGAUUAUAGUGUACCCGACCUCGAAUCGCACUGGGACCGGAGACUUGGCGCCGAGCCGAAAAGUCUACGCGAUGCCCGGCCCUCGACCGGUCGUCGAGCGGCAUCCGCCCGCCGCAAAACCCAAUUGAAUUUUACCUCGCGCACGAUAAGUUUUAUCGCAGGCCAGCCCGCCGUGUAUUAUAGAUUUAUUUUUGCCCUUCCCUUCAGCCCCUUCCCUUAAUUUUUAAACGACUUGCAUUCCGCUCGGGACAAUCGAUAUUCGGACUCGGUAUCUCGCCCAUGUUCAUUACGUUCAUAAAAAUACAACCGCGAGAUGCGCAUAUACUACGGGAGGUGCGGGAGGCGGCGAAGGCGAUGCCCGACAGCGGUCGCAAAACGAUCAGUUCUCUCUCCCCCCUGCCCCCCGUUCCUCUACCCUUUGUGGUUUUGGCGACGUUCCCCUCCCCCCCCCGUCGUAAAUGUUGUUUCCCUCCGUGCACCUCAAGCUUUCCCGAGGAGAAAUUAUGACCGCCGCGUACAAAUAACGGAACGACCUUUUAACGUGUAUCUUUACAGUAUUACACGUGGUCUAAUGUCAUAUAAAUUUUCGCGAAUAUGCGUUUUUGAAACGAUGGUCGAAACUAAAACGUGAGCUGGAUCCGUUCGGUUCGAUUCGGUGGCAUUCGGACAGGUCAAGACGUCGAUUUUUCACUUUUCGUUUCAGGUCUUCUCCGCUCGGUCGUAUUAUUAUUGUAUAUGUUUACAUCACGCUAAACGAUUUUACUCUGUGGCAGAUCGCCAGACUAGGCGAGUGAUGAUGAGACGCUGCAUCAUCUAUGCUCGUGUCGCAAAAAAAUACUAUACAUAAUUUAUAUUAUAUAAAUACGCAGUCUUCGGAUAGUUUAAAAUGGAUAUCGUUUCAGCCCAAAACCAACAAAUAAUGGGUAGGUAUCUAUAUAGGCGUAUUUUGUCGAUUUUGUGUUUCGAAAGACUUUCUAGUUUACUGUAUAUAGUUUAACGGACAAACAGUUUUUGCGAUAUUGUUUACCGUAAUUGUUUGAAUGCGCUUUUCGACAACUUGCAGAUUACUGGGAAAUCGGCAAACAAUUAAAAACUAUACGUUUACUUACUAAACAAAACGUUUUAUAGCUACAUCGCAGCCGAGUGAUCAUAGCGAUCUCGAUGUACUGCAAACCGAAAACUAUACAUCGCCAAAACACGUCUAAUAUUUGGUCCCGAAGAAAAAAAGCUCAAGUCAAUCGGUUAUAACAUUUUUAGACAAUUUAUCUUCGUAAUAUUUUCGUAUUUUUUUUUUUUUUGUAGUUUUAAAACUUUAAAUUUAUUAUGUGUAUGAAAUUGACUAGAGUCCUUCUUAUUCGAGAUCGAUGGGAUUAAUGAUUAAUGAUAACAGCGCUUCUUUUUCAAUUUCUGAUAUAUAGUAUACAUUUGUCUGUCCGCGCGUAUAUUUACGUCUCCUUUAUUUUCGAAAUAUUGCUUGUUAAUAAGCCGCCGUUGAUUUAACUGGACUGAGCCGAACUGAAAAACGAUCUCCGGUGUGCCCGCGCAUUUAUACUAAACACGUGUCCGUGUAUUAAGUGGCUUCCUUUGACGGCGGAAAUUGAAUUCACGACAGCGUAUUAAUAGAAUAUACGAACGAAGGAUUAUCGUCUUAAUACCCACGCCACGCCGCCGCCGCUCCGUGGCGAACCGAACGAGACUCGGCGCGAGUAUAUUAUUAUUAUUAUUAUUAUUAUUAUUAUUAUUAUUAUUAUUAUUAUUAUUAUUAUUAUUAUUAUCAUUAUAUAAUUAUGAUAAUUACAUAUAAUAAUAAUCAUAAAGUUUCGCAUAAGGACUCUAAAACAAAGCCAACAAUGGAAUCCUUUGCUCCCGCCACUGCCGCCGCCGCCACCGAGAAUAUUGUUGUUGUUGUUGUUGUUGUUGUUGGAAUAAUUCAAAAGUCGUUGCUCGGAGUUUUAAGGAGGAAACGGCGGAAGAGGAGGAAUAUAGGAGUAUAUAUAGGCGAAAAUUACUAUAUAUAAUAUUCGACGAGUGUACAUAGAGAUAUAUAUGGAGAGAGAUAGAGAGAGAGAGAGAGACAGAGAGAGAGACAGAGGAAUAAAAUUCGCCGUCGUCUGCCGGGCGUGUAAAAUAAUAGUAAUAAUAAUAUUCGAAAACUCGGAGAAAGUGCGCGCGACAAACGCCAAAAAAAAAAAGAGAAAAAGAUUUGUUGUUUCGACACCGAAAACGUCGUCGUCGUCGACGUUUUAUCUAAAUAUAAAUAUAUACAUAAUAUCUUGCAGUACGCGCGUUUAUAGUACACGCGUAUAAACGAAUAUUGCGCUUUGUGCGGAAACUUUCGACGCGUAUAUACACGAAAAUACGUGUAGCAGAAGCAGUGCACAAUUUGUGUACGGGUCGGCGGAGAACGAAACGCGUGCGCUCUCGCAAAAAUGCGUAAUUGGCAAAAACAAACUGUUAUAACGUUUUUGUUGUCGAGCAAUUACCCCCGCUGUCGCCGUCCAGGAGCAUAAAUAAAAAUCCAAAUAUAUACGUAUAUACGAGUAAUAAUAAUACAAAAUUCGCUCGUUUGAAAACGCGGUACGCAGUGCAUCAAUAUGAUGUACGUUUUUUUUAUUUUGCCGAGUGUGAGACGGCGGUGGCGGCAGCGGUCUUUUUAACAAAAAAAUGUAGGUCAACUCCUCGCGCGUCCCCGGAGAUGAUACCCGCCGUCCGUUCGUCUCUCGUCUUUUUCGAUAUAUACGAUAUAUAGUAUACCUACUUAUAAUGCUCGGGUAUACGGCUAACCCAACACACAUAAUAAUAUACCCGUCGCCGAGUUAAAAUAUCUGCCAAUUGGUUUCCCUUCUUUUCGUCCCCCCACAAGCGCAUACACGCACGCUUCUAAAGACAGCCGAACGAUAAUAAUAAUUCUCUUAUCAUAUUUUAUCGCGUAUGUCGUCUACCUAAAUGAUAACAAUACAUUGAGAAUACGAUUUAAAAAGCUGUCCUAGGAUAAUGGGGACGGGUGCAGCCACUGUUAUAGGUGAGAAGACGAGAAAGUAUAGCAGAAGGAAAAUUUAAUGUAUGUCUAUAUGCGACGAUAAAUUGCUAACGAAAAACCGAUUCUGAGCAGAGUUCGGUUGAUAGUGUUGCUUCGUCAACAAUAUAUAUAUGUCAUAUUAUAUAUAUGUAAAACAAUUACAUAUGCAUUAUAUAAUAUUUGUUUAAUAUUGUACCUAUUUUCCCGGUUUUCCUACGUUUUCCCAUUUAUUUAGAAAACUCCUGGGAAAAUGAGACCUCCCUAAAGAACCUUUCCAGUCAGAUUUACUUUUAGAAAAAGUGCUAUCAUUGUAAAUCCAAACAAAAUAGCUGGUAGAAAAGUUGUCCAUAGAAUUAAAAAAUAAACGCCAUUGUAAAACCUAUACAUUCCUCGCUCCACUCAGAAUCUAAAAUCAAUUACGCGGUAAUAUCCGGUUCAAAAUAAAUGCGUAACAAUUGGGUAGUAAUAAAUACUGUAAUAAUAAUCGAGUACUCACAAAAUUAAUCGAUUAUUAUUAUUGUCCGGGGUACAUAUAUGGUCAAUACGGACACGAGGAGAUUUUUUUUUCGACCUUUAUCCGAUCUGCUAUCCGAUUUUCUCGCAACUCAAAUUUUUGUUGGCUGUUUCGAGACUUUUAUGCGCUGCAAAACGCGGGACGUUAGAUUCCUGUGUUCGUACGAUAUUUUCAAAACGUCAACCUAUAAUGAUAUAAUAAAUCAAUUGUUCGCAGCCGUUCCAACGAAAAACUGUUGUACCAAGACAUAACUUCAUUUUACGGAACACCAAUAUACUACAUAGGUAUUCCGUAUUAUGGUAACACGACGGGAAAUUUGUUCGCGAACCCGAAUGGGCGACCCGGUACGCAUCGCUCGUUCGGACACGUCUCUAGACGCUCGUCGCACAUACCUGGGUUUUUAAUUCCCGUCGCAUACACAUCGCAUCACUCUGUCGGCGUUGUAAAAACAUCAUCCGUCCGACGAGCAUUUUGAAGUCCGCGCCGCGGCCCGGUGUGUGUGUUUUGGAGGACGAGAAACCCCACCUGCAGACGUUUUUAUGUGCCGGGCGGAGAAAUUUAUAUUCCACGGCGCGUUUGAAAGGACCAGCGAAUACCUAACUAUCUAUAUAUAUGUGUGUGUAUACGUACAUACCCGGCUAAGUAUACAACACACGGGGGCUUUUUGACCGGUAGACGUCCGCGAGUGCGUAUAUUUAGUUAUAUAUAUACGUAGGUAAUGAUUAAACUUGCAAAAACCCUAGGGAAAAAGGUUUUCUUUUUCUUUUCUCGUCUCUCAGACACCGGCACCGCCAUUCCAUCCCCUGCCCCCUCUCCCGAUCGUAUUUUUAUAAGAGACGGAAACGACCGACGACCGCAUCGCCCAGUCGAAUCCCGCGUCGUCUCGUACACAGAUACCUACAUACAUAUACACACGCACACGUAAGUACCUUCGCGUAUACUCUAGAACACGGUCGAGAGAAAACGGUUCAAAGAAACUCGUGUACAAUUCACUUAUCCACAUCGCGACGAGAGGGCUGCGACGGUGGCGAUUCACCUGCCGCCCCUGGUUGUAACCGCCUAUAACCGGAUAGGCCUCCGCGGAGACCAAAGAAUACAACAAAAACCGUCAGACCGAACGUAAACGCCAUAAAACACUAUAAUAAUAUGUGUACAUGUGUGUGUGUGCGUGUGUGUGUAUGUGUGCGGCGCGCGCGUUUUGUGUCUCGUGUACAUAAAUUGAUCGUCUGGUGAAUAAUAAAUGGACUAACCGCGCGAUGGAUUUUGACGGAUUUUUUUUUUUUUUUUGUUUAUCUGUUUACUCGUUUUCUUUCGGGUUUUGGUUUUUUAUUUUUUCGUAUUCCCAUCAUUGCCGUCAUUAUUGUAAUAAUAUUUACGCGUUUCGUCAAUACAAUAUAAUACGCGUACAGUAUAAUAUAUUAUCAUAUCUAUAAGAACGCAAGGUUCUUUGAACCGUUUGUGUAUACUUGCUAUUGUUAAAAAAAAAACCCCUGAAAAGGUUUCACGUAAUCGAACGCCGUCAGUAUAAAUCUGCACGCCGUCUUGUUAGGCGAAAUCGCGAGAUUUUUGGAUACUUCAAACGACCGAUCGGCCGUUUUACUGUUUAGUAUAAUAUUGUAGAAUCUUAUUCCGGACUUGUAAUCGACUCGACGACACCGGUCCGUUAAUGUAACAGCUUGAUGACCGCCGUAUGUACCUAUAUUUGGUAUUUACCAGUGGUGCGUGGCGUAUUUACGGGGGGGGAGGGAGUAUUGGCACACAUACGGGGAUGUCAGGAGUUCAUUGCAUCUCUAAAUCUAUAAUUAGUACCCCCAGAUUUUGAGCUAAACAAAAUAAAUAUAAUACUCGAAUAGUACUCAGAUAUGAGAUAACUAAUUACUAUUGUACUUUUGUAUAUUGAUUCAUAUUAUAAUAAUAAUUAAUGUUAUAUUAUUACCUAUGUCAGUUUAUGUUAAUUGUUUUCAUAUUUUAAAGGUUAUCUCAUUAUUUCAAUUUUGUUUAUUUAAUGUGUAGGUAAUAUAUAAUUUUAUUUCGAAAUAUCGAAUAGGGUCAGUCGUACAUAAUUUUUAGUACUCCGAAGUUUUAGAUUGAAUGUGUGCCUAUGGUGGAUAUGAACCGUUGCCGCUAGCCUAUAUAGUAAAAACACAUCGUGUAAACGACCGUUUAUUUAUCGUGUUUUCACUACGAAACUUAUCAGAGGUUACACACUAUACGGAAGUUGCAGUUGCAUUCCGUUUAUUCGCUAUUUAUUAUUACAUUCAUUUAUUGUUUGUAAAAAUGUUUUCGUAAUUAAAAACCGCCGGUUUCGUAUAUUCGAAACGGAAUACAACGGAAAACCUCUGUGCGUGUGUGGUAAGCGAGUUUGAGAAAAAAUUGAAUUAAACAAUAAAAAAAAAAAAAAAAAUUAAAAAAAUACACGUAGGCAAUUAUAUAAAACCUACUCGUCACAUAUAUUAGACGCCGUCCGUCGUCGCGGGAUAAUAAUAAGAGAGUUAAUUAUUCUCGUUCUCAUUACGGUGUCUAUUCAUGGUCGCUGGCGACGCAUAAAUCUUCCAAUAUUAGUGUUCGAAUUACAUCACGUCUUUUACUCUAUACUUUAUACUUAUGUAUGGUUUAGCAUAAUAUCAAAAACAGUAUACGUUUUUGGCUGGAUACAAAAUAAUAAUUUAAAGAUGCGUUUAUAAUUGCUUAUUAGUAAUCAUAUUAUAACUAAUUCAUAUAUUUAAUUCGAAGAAAAAAAUGAAUUUUUCAAAAAGACGGACAUACUUCGCACGUAGGUGGGCCACUGUUGUAGGUGAAUAGUUGGGAAAUUUAAUGCAUAUCCGUACGUAAUGAUUAACCGUUGAUAACGAAAAACGGUUCUGAGCAGAGUUUGGUUAAUAAUUUUGCUUUGUUAACAAUAUAAUAUACAUCAAAUUAUGGUAAAAUAAUUACAUUAAUUUGCAUUAUAUUGUAUUUUCUUUAAUAAUAUUUGUUUAAUAUUGCACCUAUUUUCCCGUUUUUCGUACGGUUUUUCAAAUUUGCUGAGAAAACUUCUAGGAAAAUCAAAUAAAUAAUCUCCUUAAAGUACCUUCUCAGUCAAAUUUCCUCUCAGAAAAAGUGCUAUCAUUAUAAAUCGGAGCAAAAUCGCUGUUAGAAAAGUUGUUCACAAAUAAAAAAUAUAAAUAUCAUUGUAAAACCAAUGCAUUCCUCGCUUUGCUCUGAAUCUAAAAUGAAAACUUUGCAAUCGUAUUUACAAAUUCGUUUUCUCGUGAUAGACUCGUCGAAUUGACUAUAAUAGGUAUAUAUAUUAUUAUACUGCAGAAUCCGAGAUACUGUGAAAAUAUUAUAACUCGAACGGAUGGGGAGGAGGGUAGGUGUGGAAAACGACGUAGAAGAUAAGUCAGGGUUGUUACAAUAGCGAUUAUAUAAAAAUAAUAAUAAUAAUAAAAAUAAUAACAAUAAUAAAAAUUCUUUCUAAAAUAAUAUUAAAUGCAAAUAAACACGCGAAGAGGUUUUAUAUCGCGAAAUAUCUCUCUGUGUUGUAUAUAUACGUAUAUACAUAUUUAUGUGAUCCUUAUUCAAAUCCUUUUUGACACAAAUUUCACGCGCGACAAUGGGAUCACUACCCUUAAAUAAUAUAAUAAUGGUAUAUCCUAUAUAUUGUAUAGUAUAUAUACUCUGACGAACGAUUCUCCCCUUGCGGGCAACAGCGGUAAGAGAUUAAGAAGGGAAUGGAAAAUAAAAAAAAAAAAAAACCAGAGAGAUUAUACGGAGAAUUAAAGAUAAAAAAAAAAGAGAAUAAAUAUUGAUAAAGCUGACUAAUGCUGAUUUGUAUUGGUAGGGUAGGUAUACAAUAAGUAGGUAUAAUCAACUCGCAAAUACCCUUCACAGCAGAAACAAUAUUAUCGGACAGAAUUAAUAGAAUACAAUUAAAUUCGGUUAAUUAACGUUUUUUUUUUUCUUCUUUGGAUAUUAUACACAUUAGUUUUUCUGUGGUGAGCGUGUGAAAACAGCAGAUAUCGUACUUCAAUCAGACGAUUAUUUAUGACGACAUUCUCGUAUAGCAUUUUCGAUCUAGUUGACGCGUCGUGGUGAUAAUUUUUUGAUUUUCCUAUUAUUGCUUUCUUAAUAAAAUACGGACACGGACCGUCGAUUUGUUAAAAUAAUUUUUGUUGAUUCCUGUGUUAUCCGCAGGUCAACUAAUACGACUAACAAUACUUCCGUUCAGAAUCCUAUUUCGUUAACGACGGUUUUUCAUCACGUACAGACAAACAUCAAUAUAUCCUUCCGGUGUGCUUCCCAAAUAAACAAUAGUUUACCGUUCAUUUCAGUCCGAAUAAUUCGUAUGUACAUCGUUAAUCGUAAAUGGUGUGGACGCGAAACAAAAUACUAAAACGUCUAGGUACAGGUAGACUAAAGCAAUAACGUAAUGUUUUUUUCGAGAUGAGAAAACGACAAAAAUGUCGAUUAAAAAAAAAAAAAAAAGCGCCAAACAAUAAUAACAUCGAAAUAUACUUCGUCCUACCCAUUGUAAUAUCUCGGGAAAUAAUAAAGAUAAUCAAAUUCUGUUUUUUUUUUUUUUUUUUUUUUUUUUGUUUUUUUUAAAAUUUAUAUAUACUGCUCACAGGGAUAAGGACUACAAAUAUUUAUGUUGCAAUUAAUUUUGUAUGCUUUGAUAAAAAAAAAAAAAUUAAAAAAGAAUAACUUCUUAUUUUAUUAUUAUUGAAAAAUUUGAAGAUACCCAUUUUAUAGAGUUUAUUUUCAUUAAAUUCUUGAUUUUUAAUAAAUUUUAAAAUUCAGAGAAAAGUACCUAUAAUAUUAUGCACCCGGCUGUAAUUGCAUCAUUCUCUAAUUGAUUAUUAUUAUUACGAAAAUUGAGAAUUGACUGUAUACUUCUUUUCUCUGAAAAAAUAAUUAAAAAAAAUUACGAAUUUUAUGAAAUUUUAUCUUGAAAUAUUUCAAAAAUAAUAGAAUAAAAAGUUAUUUUUUUAAAUUUUUUACCAAAACACAAUUCGAUUGUCCUUUCAUUAUCUCCGGAGAUAUGGACCAUGGGUAAUAUUUUUAUGGUAUCGAGACAGCGUUAUCGUAAACGAAAAUUCACUAAUAAAAAAAAUAUUAUAAAAAAUCCGUCGAUGACGAACGAGUGCAUAAUACCCAUUGUAAUACCUAUAGGUAACGUAAUAAUAGGUAAUAACGGUUGUAUAGAGGAAAAUGUCGGUAUACCGCGGCCCCGUUAUCAGCUUUAAUAAUGUUACGGGCGCUCGUAAUAAAAAUAUAUAACAUUAUAUGAGAAACGCGAGCAUAAAACGAUAGGUUAGUUUAUUAAUGAUAUGACUGCACUGCCCUGUUCCGAUUACCGCCGCCGCCCGCUGCAGUGAUAUAUAUAAAAAAAAAAAGCCAGGUGAAUGAACCUCACACGUCGGCGCGAUAGUAAUUAAUAUUAUUAUUAUUGUUAUCGAAAUCAUUAACCACCGUGUACGGUUAGGAUUUUCGUGCGCCUACUCGUCACCGCGAGUGUAAUAUUUUAUUAUUCGUUAAAAAAAAAAAAGUUACGAUUGCGCCGAGCUUAUUACUUUACUCGUAUUGCGCGUGCGCGCGAUUCAAACGAAUAACAAUAAUUAUCGUACCGUUUGUUCGGGGGAGGGGAGAAGGAGCGGAUGGGGGAGGGUGGUGGUUGAGAGGCGGGAAGAGGAGCCGAAUAUUAUCGUCACGUUAAAAUGUUUUAUAUUAGGCAACAACUAUAAUAUAAUACCUUCCGGAGUCCUAUAACAUAUUAUUAUUAUAUAAAGCUAUAAUAGUCUAUCGUCUCGAGUAACAGGACGAUAAUUUAAUACUGUUCCGAAAACCGCGGCGGUGGCUCGACGGGACAUUUUUUUUUUUUUUUUGUUAAUAUUCAUUGAGUGUCUACUACUCCUCGCCCCCUCAGAAAAAAAACUCCGCGGAUACGCAAAACCUUCCCGUAAACUUUCGUUAACGAAUUUCCUCGGUAAUCUCUUCACACCCCAGCCACGCUGCCGCGAGAGCAGUAUUUCCUGCGGGAAAUAAAAUAUUUUGUUAGCGAAAUCCUACUCUUCAGCAGCGUAUACCUAUAUAGUAUACCUACACAAUAUGGACACAGAAAAAAAAUAUUUAUAUAUAUAUAUAUAUAUAUAUUCUAUCAGGCUCGCGGUUUUAAAGUCAAACGUGUACCGCGGGUGAUUUUUGAUUUUCAGAUAGAUGAAAGGGAAAAAAAAAAGAUUAUAUUCAUCUUAGAGCAAUAUUUACACUACCUGCGUACCUACCUAACGUAUACACUCUACUUAAUUUCAUUCUCUCCCAUAUAAUAGCCCGUCAGUAUUUCGGACGGGAACACCGCGGCCGUUCCAUUCCCGUCCCGUGGGAAUCCGUAGCAGCCGUCAUAAAAUACGUAUAAUAUACUCGUGUGCCUAUAAAAUAAAAUACAUACAAGUACCCGUUUAAAUCCAUCUUCCCGCACUACAAUGUCUUAACGACGACAAGACGGGCAGAACUUGUUCGGCAAAUAAAUAAGAGGGCCACUGCGGUCGCGGCCCUUAAGGGAGGGAACGUUUUAUUUUUUUUUUGUUUUCGACUUUUUUCCGUACACUUAAUCGCGUGUAAAUCUGCGUGUAUACACAUGGUAACGACGUGAAUCAAUAUAGCUACUACUAUGUAAUAUUUGGUGAGAAAACUCUUGAGCAAAUCGAAAAAUAACUUUCUUAAAGUAUCUCUUCACGACGAUGUUCUUUCAGAAAAAGUGCUACACGUAGAAAUCUGAGCAAGUCUUCUUAUAGAAAAAUUGCACAAAAUUUAAAAAAAAUUAUAAUAAACAUCUUUGUAAAACUAUAAUAGCUUCUUCGCUCCACUCAGAAUCUAAAAUUCCGCCGCAUCCUAUAGUAAUGUCAUAACAUGUUUUCAAAUAUCUAAAUACUCCAAAAGCAAUUUCUAUAGUUUUGUUUGGCUUAUCGUUUAUUAUUCCUUUCCUUGAGCACUAGAUUAGGGUAAAAGUUUUACUAUCGUUGUAAGGCGGUCAUUAAAAUGGAAAAAAAAAAUUUCGUAUUUUACAAAAUUGGAGAAAAUUUGGGAAAACACUCAUCAGGACCGUAGCGACUAUCAUCCGGGUCACGGGCGCCGUUUGCCCCCACCCUUCCAACCCGAUCCUCCCUCAUCCCAUAAAUAAAAAGCUUGUGAAACUCGCCGGAUUCAUUACAAUGUAUCGGUAUCCGUUGUUUAAAAAACCCGUUGAAACCGGAUUUUUACAACACGUGUGUAAAUUUUCAACUUUUUCCCGUUGGAUUUACGUAUAUAAUAUUAUUACGAUCGCUUCGGCUAUACGUAAUAAAACCGAGGACAGUGUACCCUGUGAUUUUCGGGGGUGUUUUGUUUCGGUUUUUACGUGUCCUAAAUGACAAUAAAAAUAUUUAAUUAUACCUACACAAAUUAUUAUUUCGAACGAAAAUAAUGCGCAUACGUAUAGGUUUUAUACCAAUAGUGGUUGUUUCCGUUGCUAAUGAACAAAUUUGUUCAACCGGCUCGGCGGCGGCUGUUCCUCGAAUUCCCACCUGUGGACGUUCUUGACGUCACAAAGUUACAGAUUAUAUUUAUUUUUUUCUUAUACACCCACAUAUAUUAUUAUUGUUAUUGUACAGUAGGUGUAAAUAUACCUGUCUGCAGCGAUAAUAUAAUUGCGUACGGAUUAUAACAUCGGGGCCACGAAGUAAAACUAAUUUGAACGACCGCUGUCCAGAAGUUUCGCGUCAACUGGAACGGUUAAUUAAUUACAAAAAAAAAAAGAACCUAUACCGCUGACGGGCGUGCUACUGUUGUUGGUGGAAAGUUUGAAACAUAUAGGAAACACACAUAUAUAUGUAUAAUAGAAUUAUAAUUAAUUAAUUUAUAUCUGCGACGACGAAUCGUUCGCUAACUAAAAACGAUUCUGAGCGAAGUUCGUUUAAACGCGUACCUUAUAAAAUAAUAUUGAAAGUCCGCGAUUUUUACGAUUUUCAUAAAAAAAAUGAUCAACUUUAAAUGCUUAUAAAAACGAAUAAUAAUAACUGUACAUUAGCUUAACUUUUUUUCACCACUAAGUACGAACCAUGAUAAGCCUCGUGUUUAUUUAUCGAGCAUUUUUACCGGGCCGCAACAAUUUUACAACAAGGAAAAUACAAAUUUGAAAUUAACCGCAGUUGCGUAUAAAUUAUCCUGUUUUCCCCGACUAUUGAAUACACUACGAAAAAAUCGAAAAACGGUAUCGUCGACACACCAAAUAGACAACAUUUUCGACCGGAAAACAUGCCCAUAGUUGAUGACCGGAGCGAGAUAUCAUGCGAUAGAAAGGCAAUUUUCAGACGUGACCGAAAACUCCGCGUAUAACAAAACGUCUCGCGCACUUCGCGCCACUGCUGCAGUAUACGUUCGUCAUAUUCGUAUAGUUUGAAUAUAGUCUAAAUAUCCUGUCGUUAUUCGUUCGUACGCAAUCCAAACCGCCGUGCCUGCCGACCGCGGAAAAUUGAAAUUCACGGGGUUACGGCGAAUUUAGAUUGGCCGCUAUAACCGUGCUCGGUUUGCCCGGGCAAAAGCCGAAAUACGACGUUCCGCGGGCACUCCGCGUUUCGCCCGCGGGCAUUCCUGAGGUUUACCGGCAUUUCGGCCGCGCGACGCCGUAGUAUUUUUACCGCGUUCAUCCCCGCAACGAGCGGCAACGUUUUCGGGAUAUUAGCCGAACGGCGCGGAAAGCGAACGAGCGAGUUCACAAUACGUGCGCGCGUGUGCGGCCCGCCGUGCAACAACUACGCGAACCGCGUAAAAACCCGUCUGGACCAUCGACCGCGGCGCGAUGUGAAUACAUUGCAAAACGCGCCGGGUUCCGCGCAAUUGCGUGUUUCCAAAGGGUGCCGCUUACGGCGGCAGCGCGUGCAAAUACGCGGCGGACGUCCGUUAACGUUUUCUUACGCCGCUUAAAAACGUUACUGCGGCGAUACGCGAACCGCGAUUCGGAACGUCGCCCGCCCCGAUUAUAGAAAAAAAAAAAAAAAAAAAACGACCGAUAACUACCUCCCCGCGCGCGGAGUCCGAGGUUUCGGCCAUAGUGCCCGGAGUAAAUGGUAAUAAACGUUUUUGCCGAUCCGCCCGUUUCGCAUGGCGCAAACGAAAAGGCCGAGAACGCAUAAUAGGAUGCACGCGCGUGUGUACAGAGCUAUUUAAUUUAAUUUCUCGCGUUUUUCCCACAGUGUACGCGGCGAUCAAUCAUUGUUCGUGAAACGCGAUUCUGCAGACCAAUGUUCAAAACUUUUUCAAGUGCCGAAUUUUACGACUAUCGCAUGCGUCAACGCAUACGUAUCUCUAAAUAUUACGUCGUUGCAAAAGUAUACAUUUUACGCUCGAUUUUUUUUUUUUUUUCUUUAUUGGCCGCCAAGUAUGCAACUAUUACAUCGAAUCCGGCGUACAUUUGUCAAGCAUUUCGAAACAAUUUUAUUUGCAUAAAACCGAAUAAAAACUAGAAAAAAAAAAAAAAAAAAAAAACAACAACUCGACAAUUUCAAACGAUUAUAAAUAUGGAAAUAGGAUAUUGAUGAUUUACGCUAAGUUUCAUGAAAAAAAAUUAAAAAAAUACUUUUCAAAUUAUAUUUGAAUACAAAUACAUCCAUUUAUAAAUUACUCAAGAACGAAUAUAAAUACUCGGCGUGUAUUUAAAUACUUCUCGAGUAAUUUUUAAUUCGAAAAGGUUUACAAAAUUAAUUUUGAAAUUUCUAAUAUUCAAUGUUCAAUUCUAUUUCUAACAAAAUUAAAGUAGUAUGAACUAUACUAUACUUCAUUUUAUACUGAAAAAUGAAAAUCAAUAAAAUGCAAUAUUCGUUCAGAAAUAAUUUAAUACUUUGAAUGAUCGAAUAUACGAAUAUUAAUGAAGUAGGAUUUAUACAUUUAUCGUGCCGUAAUAAUUUUCAAAAAUUUGUAUUGCACUUAAGCAGCAUUGUUUUUCAAAAGUAUUAAUAUGAAAAUGUUUGUAGUAAGCGUAGUAGUUUAAUUUCCGUCUCAUUCGUCACUAUUCCCUGUCAAUUCGCAUUUGUCUGACCUCAUUAUCCUCGGUUUAUAACGGAGAUGACAUCACAAGGUUCAAAUCAUGAAAUAUAAAUUAUAAUGUAUUAUUUUUUUUUUUUUUACUUUCAAUAAUGAAUAACAACACGAAAUUUUCAAUUCUGGAAUUAAGAAAAGUAUUUUAAAUUCAAAUGCAAAUACAUCCGAGACAGUAUUUAAAUACAUUCGCUUAAAUACUUUUACUCAAAUUCUUUACAAGACUGUUUACGAAUUCGUUUUGCUUUUAUCGUAUUACUAUUAGCUAAAAAUUCGUUUUCAUCGUAUAGAUUCAGAAUAUAUACAAAUUGUAUUUCGCAUUAAAUUUUUGUUUUGUAACGUCCUUUUAGAUUCUGAGUUUAGCUAAGAAUGUAUUGAUUUUACGAAAAUGUUUAUUAUUAUUAUAUUUUUUUUUUUUGUGUAUGCACACUUUUUCUACCAAUAGGCUUACUCUGAUUAUCAAGUACAGCACCUUUCUGAAAGGAAAUGUUCUCUGGGUAAUACCCUAGAGAGGUAAUUUUUUGAAAUUCUUAUUAAUAUUCGAGAUAAUGAGAAAAACCCUUGUUCUUUAGGUUAAAAAUGAUUGAAAGAUUAAAAAUAAGGUUGUCAUUGGUAACCGUUUUUAUUUAUUUUUUGCUAUUAUUAAGUUUCGAUUAUUUUAAUAUUUUUAAACAAUCAUUGUUGUCAUGAAAACGAACACGGUUGUAACCAUUUUAUCGUAAUAUGACAUAUACAACCCGUAUAUGUCACGGGGUGAUCAAUCUAUCAUAAAACACUCAUGAUAACGGAAAAUAUUAACUUUUUCCGGAAUUUAUUUUCUAAAACAUUUAGGGAACAAGCUUCUCUACAGCUUUAUAUUUAAUUUAUUUUUUGUCACCCUUAUUUUUAAGGGUAAAAUCACUACCUAGUUUUGAUUUUCAAAUAGCAACCUAUAAUAUAAGUUCCAUAAAUAGAUGGAGUAUUAUUUAAAAUUAAUUUUAGUGUUGAAAUUUCGUUAACCAUUUACGAGAUAUUCCACUUUUAAGUUUAGGUUGGAAGAGAAUAGUGGAGUAUUAUUUAUGUAACGGUAUUGUGCGCGGCAUGUUACUAAUGCACCACCACGCUCCCCCAACCUAAACUUAAAAGUGGAAUAUCUCGUAAAUGGUUAAAGGAAUUUCAACACUAAAAUUUAUUUGAACUCCGCUCAGAAUCGUUUUUUGUUACCAAUGGUUUAUUGUUGCUUGCAGAUAUAAAUUAACUUUCCGUCUGUAUCCUACCUUCCCAACUUCCCACCUGUGGCUGUACACACGCGCAAAGUAUGUCCAUCCUUUUUUUUUUCUAUUGUUAUUAUAAAUGGUUUUUCGUAAAUUGUAUACUAAUUAUAUUAUACAUUGCAAAACUUUUUUCUUAAAUUUUGUAAUUCAAAGACAAUUAUUUUUUCGAAUAAUUAUUAUUCGGAAGGUUUUUGUUGCGAUUAAGUUUACACUGUACAGGAAUGUUCACGUGUUAUAUGUUACAUAUACAGAAGUUUUUUACAGACGAACGCCCAUCCGAGCGCUUAUCUUAAUACAUCGCUUAUCGAAUAUUAUUUAUAAACUGUGCAAAUCCGAUAAUAACAACAUAAUAAACGCGAUUAAAUUCACAUUGCAAAGUGAUCUGUAGUCUAUACUAUAUACAGUAUAGCUGCAGCAGCGUACAAUCGAUUCGGCAUUUGAGUGCACGAUUUUAAACGAUUUAUUUUCAAUUAAACAAAUAUCGUUUAAAAAGGUUUUCGAAUUGUUACAACGGUAAUUAUUUAAACACGUCAAAAUCAAAAUCGUCUGUAAAUAGCCCGAUAGCAACGCAGUUUUGCAAGCGAAUCCGAAAACGAUAUUUUUUCUACCGACAAAGUAUUAUUUCGGUCUAUUUUUCUCAGUGUUUAGUUGUGCCGACCAUUUAAGCGGAGGGUUUUUUUUCGGUUAAUUUUGGUACUAUGUUUUAAUUCAUCGACAUCCAAUCUCUACCUAUAAACGUUUCGAAAAUAGCCAAAAUCUUUUGGACGUUUUACCGCGUCUAGAAACGCCUAAUACACAUGUAUCGUCAAAUGGUUGACGAUGGUUAUUAUUCAUAACGGAAUUACAGUAAUCGAAAUAGGUUAGAAAAUUUCCGAUUGUAUAUGCCGCCGAAUUCGUGACCCGCCUAGAACAUUGUUUUCUUUAUAUGACCCAUGAUAAAAAAUAAAGUUUGACCCACACUAUACCAUGUUAUAUUAUAUACGGUCUGCAAAUUCACCUCGGACGUCUAUUACGAGAGUUUUUUUUUUCGUUUUUUAAUCGAUUUGCGAUUUUUUUAUCAGGUGUUUUUUUCAGCGUUAAAUCGCCGCUGAAUAAACUGUUUUACGCGAGCUCUCGGUUUUCGAUGUUUCCCCUCUGCUCAUUGCGCGAAUCGUGAUUUUUCGGCGGUUUCGAAAGGUCAACAGCUCACGUUAGUGUGUUUAAUAUUAUUAUACGUACACUAUCACACAAUCUGCGGUGUAGGCAGAGGAUUAAAACAUUUUUAACAAUGUAAAUCGUUUUUUUUUUUUUACUGUUUCCCUGUUACAGCGCGUUCUAAAAUAUAUUCACGAAUAAUUAGCCUAUGGAUUACACCGCGUAAUUAUAUGGCGCGAAAUUUUCGAAAAAUGUCCGAAACAAAACCGACAUUGCUAAAAUAUAAUAAUAUCGUCGCGUGGUAUCGGCUUUUUGUCCCCAAAAAACCGAUAUCGUAGAAAAAUAGAUGGGCAAAUUCGCACGUGGAUGGGGUAUGGGCUAAUGCUGUAGGUAAGAAAUUGGGAAGGUAGUAGUGGGCAAAUUUAAUGUAUAUCUGUAAGGGAUUAGAUAAACCAUUGGUAACAAAAAACGAUUCUGAGCGGAGUUCACUUGAUAGUGUUGUUUCGUCAAAAAUAUACACAUAUGUCAUAUUAUGGUAAAAUAAUUACAUACUCAUAUAUUAUACUCGUAUAUUUUCUUUAAUACAAUUUCUUUACUAUUGUACUUUUUUUAUUUUUCUGUUUUUUCCCGGUUUUUGCGAUUUGUUGGGAAAACUCCUACAGGAAAAAUCGAAAAAUUACCUCCUUAAGGGAGCUCCCCAGACCGAUUUCUGAUAAAAAAGUUUUCCACGGAAAAAAUAAAAUAAAAAAUUAAACGUCUUUGUAAAAAUCACAAGCUUCUACGCUUCACUCAGAAUCUAAAAUAAUCAAAAUCAUAGACGUACGCAAUAAACAAGAUUGCAGCUAACUGGGUGAUAAACAAUGAUGAAAUUCCAAUCCGUCAUUUAAUUAGAUGUUAAAAUAUUCAACAGUUAUCACAAUAUUAUAUAAAUGGACGAUAAAGCGUGGGCCUCAAAUUAAACGGCUACCGUCCGCUUCGAGCAAUUAUACGGAACAUUUAACAAUCUAGUAUAUUAUUUAUAUCUGUGAUCGAAAUAUUAAUAAAUAAUCGUAUCCAUCAGGGAUUGGCGGAAUGUUUCAAAAUAACUGUACAGAGCCGCGUUAAACCAUUCGGUGCCGGGAGCAUCGUUUUUUUAAACGCCCCCCCUCUUAAGAUUUUACUCGGGGGUGAUUUUGGGGUUAACUCCGUCCCGAAUUCGUGGUUGUUUUUACGAUAAUUAUUAAAUUCUUAUUAAAAUGUCUGCGACCGAUUACCUCCGUUAACUAAUAGCUGUAUACAUACGCUCUUAUUAUUAUCAUACGGUUUUCAUUAUUACUCAUAUGCAAAUAACAAAAUAUAACAGUGAUAGCAAUUAGUGAUAUUGUUAAUUUUAUUUCGAGUUUUCUCUUGAGCCGAGCACCCCGGUUUGAAAAAUGUUUGGCACCCCGGAGCAAAUGCUCCCAUUGCCUUUAACCCUUUAACACUGUCCUGAAUUAAAUACAUUUCCAGUAUUACUAAAUACAAGAUACUAUAUAGAAGAUACUUACGUAUAACCAGGUAUGGACAGUAAUCAGUUACGUAACACAGUUACUUUUGUAACAAUGCGUAGAACAAUACGCGUCAAAUCACUUAUCACUUACUAGUUAUGCUAUCAGUAAUUGUAAUAUCUAUAAUAUAUUAUAGCUUAACUUGAAACUAUUGACCUAUUGAAUUGAAUUUAUUUUAUUGACUGAAAACUAUAUUAUUAUUAUUUGCAUGAAAAUAUAAUAAAUUAUAAACAAAUUGUAACUUAUCAUUUAACUUAGUUACAGGAACUGUAACUUGUAACCAGUUACUCAGGAUAUAUAAUACUGUAACUUGUAAUCAGUUGUCCAAAAUUAGAGUAACUAUUCUAACUAGUAUUCAGUUACACUAUGUACUGUAACUUGCCCAUUCUUGCGUAAAACGAGUAUUGUAAUACGAGAUACUCGAUAUUUACAUUUUACGUAUUUAAAUACUUUACGUAUACAUAGUAUACACAUAUACAGUAUACACAGAUACAUGAUACGUUAAAAUUGAAAUAUUAAUUCAAUUUUACACGCACGCGAAAUCUUAAAAAAAACGAAGCGGUUAUACUUAUUUGAAAUAUUUUUCGAAAUUCCCUCUAUACGAUUCCUCCGGUUUUCGUACAAUCGCUUUCAAUUUAUAAAGUAUUUUACGAUAAGUCCCGGUGCAGAAGAAACAGCCUAGUUAGCCCCCUUCCGCCCGGUUCCCCCCUCGAGUGCCUAUAGGCGAGAUACUUCAUAAUGAGUGUAUCUAGACACUCGAUACUAUAGAUACACUGUAAUCACAGUAUCGCAGUACAAGAUACUCGAUACUUUCCAGAAACGUAUCGAGCAAUAAAAGUUACAAUAUUAUAUAAAAUAUAAAAUACGCGGUAUAUUUCAGAUACUUAUACCGAAGAUUGCAUUCCAACUCUGAUCAUAUCACAAAAUUGUGUGCAGGUAUACAAUUAUAAUUAUUGUGUGUCUUAUUAUUAUAAACAUUGACUGUAUCGGUUCACGGUUUUCACCAAAAAUGUUUGGUUUUUUCACGAAAAUAUGGCAUUUGGGGGGGGGGGAGGGAACUCGGGAAGGGGCACCAUUUUUUUAACAAACGCAAUUUAUUUCACUUCGAAACGUAUAAUCACUUCGUUCCAUCGUAUCCUAUUGUCGAAAAAAAAAGGCCGAUGGGGAAGAGGGGAAGGGAGAUAACGCACAUAAUUAUAAUAAUAAAUCAACGAUAUUUUGGUGUUUUUUUUCUCUCGUUUUGACGCGUUAAAGUAAUAUAACAUUUUGUCGGUUUACACGUCCUAUAUUAUAUACAUAAUAAUAAUAUUGCGUUAUUAUUUUCCAGACAUAUUUUUUUAUGAAAAAUGUUCCGCGAGAUCGUUUCGCUCGGCGGCGGCGGCAGCCUUCGUCAUCACACCCCGGCCCUCCUGCGUUUUGACGACGUAUUAUCAUUGUUAACUAUACAUAUAUAUGCCCGUGUAUACAACGUUUACGUUUUUUAUUAAUAAUAAUAACACACCCAUAUACGUGUAAAUUAUUUACUCUCUCUCUCUGUCUACCUCUCUAUUGCAACGUAGUGCAGCGAAUGAUCGAUAAAAAGAAAAAACCCGGUAAAAAAAAUAAUAUAUCAUAACGUCUCGUUUUUUUUUUUUUUUAAUCUUUCCAUCGCCACGUCGCGUCACAUAUUAUUAUAUUAUAUUAAUCGCCAUUAUUAUAUUAUAAUAUCACUGUUACUUCUUGACAACGCGUCCAUGUGUGAAAAUCCGUCGUAAAACGUAUGGAAAAAAAAAAAAAAACCGUAAAUAGCUUUUCAUCACUCAAUACACUACAGUCGCGCGGUAUUUAUUGCUUUUAUUAUAAAUAUGGUUCGCUUAACAGUUAACCCUCUACUCCACCACCCUGAACCCCCCUCCCCCCCUCACUACACUUAUGCAUGUUAAUAAAUAUAUAAUACGCGUUUUAUCAAUCGUGAACGUUUUUAUAAAUAACGGGUGUAUUAAUAUAAUAUUAUAACGUAUACCGGUACGAUAUUAUUUUGCAAUUUAAUGAGCCGACAUGUUGAAAAACACAACCGCACGCGUAAACAAUAAUAAUAAUUAUUUACUUAUUCUUCGUAUACGCUGUUAACAUAUUGUUGUCUUUCUAUACCUUGCCGGUGUUUCGCGGGAUACUCAUAAUCGCGAUCCUCUAACCUCGGCCCGGAGCGAUUUAGACGCGUUGUUCGAAAUCGUUUUUAACGUCAAAUUGCAUCGAGUUCGUUGUAUGUACCAGUGGCGCUGCGGCGAUAGUGUCCCGGUUUUCGAGGGGCACGGGGGCGGAUUUCAUAUUCGCCGGGGUAACGGGAUACGGCGUUUCUCCAGACGGUUUGCCGAUCGCCCCCCUCGAUAUCCGCCACUGAUUCGACGUGCGCGAAAAUACGUCGUGUCUAUACGCUUCCUGCCGCUUUGUUUUAUUCAAAGGUCGAAUUUAAAUUUGACGGUUCGCGAUUUGUCUCGGUGUCCCCCGUUCACGUCGAGCUUUCUAAAUCGCGUUUUCUGUAUUAGGUGUUAUCCGUGGUGCGGAUUUCGUUUUUUUUUUUCUUUUGUUUUGUUCUGAAUUUUCGUGCAACGCAAAUAUUAUUGUCACGUGGAAUAGGUAAACAUAAAAACGCACACAUGGCGAAUAUUAUCGAUUUGCGCGUACACGCCGACCGACGUCGAAUAUUAUAAUAAUUUACCUACUGUUUUAUUUUUUCCGCGGUAAAGUUGUCGACAUCAACAGCUGCCGCUGCUGUAACCCCCGUAACAAAGAAAAACCUUUUUUUUCAAUAUAAUACGAAACGUCAUUGAAUAGAAAUCGCGGUGUGUAUAGCCGUCGCACAGUAAAAGUACCUAUGUGUGUGUGUGUGUGUGUAUUUAUAUAUAUUAUAGAGGUACUCUCUGACCUUAAUGCAUUUUAAAACAUAUAUAAUAAUAUAAUGUAUUUUGCAAAGUCGUUAAUACUCGCAAAUACCGCGCCGUAGCUGCAGCGGCUCCAUUGCGAUUGUGCAGAUAAUAUACACUUUUUUAUGUAAAUUUAACGUUGUCUAUAUAUAUAUAUACACAUAUACGCCGCAAAUGUAUUCAAAACACACACGUAUAAAUUAUAUUAAAACGGUCGUAAAAUUAUAUUAAAAAAUUAGAUAUCGCGAGAUACGCGCGUUUGCGGCGUAAUAUACAUUAAAACUGUCGUCGCCCGCGCGCCGUUUAGAGUUGCGCGUGGUAAUAAAAAUAAUAAUCAGCGGACACGAGAUUAUCGUAAUAUUAUUGUUGCACUCGUAGAUACUGUGCAUCGCAAGCCGUUCAGAUAAAACAAACGAUUAUUUCGCGUAUAAAAAUUGUCAAACCAUCGACGGAGCCGGACAGCGGCGCAUCUCGAGUGAGGGUAUGGCGCGAAAGUCGCUCCGCGCGGCAAGAACGGCGGUAAAACAUAAGGGCGCGGCAAACGAACGAUUUUCGCCUUGCGGGAUGUUUUUUUGGGGGGGGAGGAAAUCACGUACGUACUGGAACGAGGGGCGUCCCCUAUGUACGCUCCCCUAUGUAUCGUCCUUAAUCACUGCCCCGUCCCUGAACCCGUAUUAUUGAUUCUAACGACUUUUGUUUGUGUUUCAGAUGUUCGAUGCUCGGACCGCGGUAUAAGUAGCGCCAUCCGCACGAAAAUGUUUACGAGCGGACGCGUUUCGGCCGCCUGGGCCGUUACGCUCGUGGCCGUCAUGGCCGCCACGAUACAGGCCCACUGUCCGUCCAACUGCUCGUGCGAUGACGAGACUCUGGUGGUGCUGUGCAAAGAAGGCAAUCUGGACGUGAUACCCAUCACGCUGAACCCGUCUAUCCAGAGGCUGAUGCUCAUGUACAAUCGGAUAAAAAUCGUGGACGCGUCGUUCCAGUUUUACGGGGCCCUGCAGUACGUGGAUAUAUCGCACAACCAUCUGGUGAACAUACCCAACAAGGGUUUCGAGGCCCAGGAAAAGCUCGUCGAGCUGCAUCUCAACCACAACAAAAUCUCGUCCAUCAACAACAAAACGUUCAUCGGGCUCGUCUCGCUCACCAUACUGAACCUGCGCGGCAACUACUUGGGCGACCUGCCGGACCGCCUGUUCGCGGCGCUGCCCAAGCUCGAGGAACUGGACCUGGGCGAGAACGGCAUAUCGCGUAUCGAUCCGGCCGCGUUCCAAGGCCUCACUAAGCUCCGAGUCCUGUACCUGGACGACAAUCAGCUCCGGGCCAUACCGACGCCCGCCUUCAAGUUCCUGGGCAACUUGGCCGAAAUGCGCAUCGGCUUGAACGCAUUCACCACACUGGACAAUGACUGUUUCACCGGGCUCAGCCACCUGUCCGUACUGGACCUGACAGGCGCCGCUUUAAACAACAUCAGCGAGGACGCGUUCAAAGGGCUCAUCAUGCUCAGGCGCCUGGUGCUCACCGACAACCAUUUGUCGGCCAUACCUACCAAGCAGCUGUCCGAACUAGACAGAUUGGAAGAGUUGUCCGUGGGUCAAAAUGACUUUGCCCAGAUCGAAUCUGACGCGUUCAAAGGCUUGGCGCGCUUGCGGUCCAUCGACGUGUCGGGUGCGUCACAAUUGACCCACAUCAAAAAAGGCGUGUUCAACGAAAAUCUAAAUCUAGAGACGAUAAACUUCAGCAGCAACAAGCAAUUGUCGAGCGUCGAGAAUGGCGCGUUCGUCGGACUGCCCAACCUGCGUAAUCUGAUCAUGCGAAACAACGCGUUCACUUCAUUCGCCGAGGCGAUGGUCACGUGGCAAGAACUCCAGCUGAUCGAUCUGACCGAGAACCCGUUGAUAUGUGAGUGUUCGGUACUGUGGCUCAAGGAACUGUUGGCUCGCCGCAACACCAGCCAUGUCGACUGCGCGGGACCGGCACCACUCAAAGGCAAGUCUCUCAACUCGCUCGGAUCGGACGAUCUGUCGUGCGCCAAAUACUACACUAGGCAACAGGCCAUCGUUGGCGCGGUAUUCGGUUGCACGGUAGCGUUCAUAGCGCUCAUGUUGCUGUUGGCGUACCGAUUCCGGAAACGCCUGCACCAUUCGCUUAAGAAGACGUUCUGGAACAAGGAGACGGUAAACAGAAAGGACCUGGAAUACCAAAAGACGUUCUCGGACGACGAGUUUAUCGUCCGGAACACCAAUACUCAUCAUCACACUACACCGCAUCAACACCAACCGCACCAACACCAUCAUCAUCAGCCGCAGCACCACGGCGGCGGGCAACAGCAUCACAAACACCACGGGGGUGGUCACCAGAACCCGCACGGUCCGUCAGUUCAGCAGCAAAAGCAACAGCACCACCACCAUCUCCAGCAUUUCCAGCAACACCUCCAGCAGCAGCACGGGGCCGGAAACGAUCACCACAGCAUGAUGAUGAUGACACCGGGCCCGCCGCCGCCGCCGCCCCCACCGCCGCCGCCACAUCAUCACGGCACCUACGGUCACCAUCACGGCCAGCACAACAUGUACCAGCACCAACGUCACUUGCAGAACACCAUGCCACACCGCAACGACAAGCCGAUACCGGUGACAGAACUAUGACUAGAGCUGUUCGCCUCGUCGCCGACGAGCGAGAGGCGAAACCAGGCCGCCGGUUCUUCGGACGGAACCACUAGCGUCACUGGAUUUUCGUACAUUUCAGGGGAGAUCAGCAAAUAUGGCGGUGGCGGCAGUGGCCAAACCUUGAACAGUAACCGAUCUCUGCCACCUCCCGGAUACCGCGUUUACCAUCCGCACUCUCUCCGCCGUUUCCGCGAUCCUUAGGGCUCCGGCCCCCUCACCCCAACCCCACCCUACCCAUCUCCCCCCCNACCCCCCCCCUCCCCAUCCCCCCCCCGCCCCGCCGCAAAACUCCUAUACCGUACGCCGGUUACCCGACCGUCACGCGCAUACAUAAUAUACCGACCCUCCAGACCGCAGCACCCAAAACACUCAUCAUGAUUAUUAUAGGGCCCGGAUUUAAAUGCGCUCAAAAUCCACGAAAAAACACCCCGCUUAACAGUGGCAAAAACUGGUCCUCGAAAAAUAUUUAAAAAACCGAAAUCAGUAGCGCGGUAUAAAAUUUCCCCCCGCCUCUAGAUGCUUUUAAACGAUUACAUACAAUUUUCUAACGCUAUCGGAACAAAUUGUACGCGGGUAUAUUAGUAAAAAAAAAAAAAAAGACCCACCGUGCGUCAAUCGUUUUUUGCGGCGUCCCGAAAAUCGCGUUUAAUAGAUUAGAGCCCUUUAGAGCUUUAGGGACUUUUAAACGCCUCUAAAUCGUUCGCUUUUUCGAAUACUUUUCAUCGGCUUUUUCCUGGUGCUUUUUUGCCGUUUUCGAGUGCUUUUUUUGCGGAUACUAAACGCGUCCGAAUCCGAGCCCCUUGUUACUCAUCAUCCUCGCGCGCCAAGUAUAAUAUAUUUAUACGUAUUAUAAUAAUAAUCCGACGCUUCCCGUCCCGGCCGAGACAGUCGACCCCUUUGCAGCCGGGGAGUGGUAUAGGGAGGUGUUCCGUAAAUCGCGGAGUAAAUUGCACGCGUUAUCCGUACACAACUGGACGCGCGCAAUAUCGAUAACGGUUGUGUUGGUGUCCGCGCGUUUUGGCUAAAACGCGAAAAAUACAAAGAGUAUAAAAGACUGCAGUCGAUUUAUUUCACAGGAAAAAGUUUCGCAAACGAUUUCGGAAAUUAACAUUAUAACACUCCUCAGCCGCCGCCCGCCCCCACCCGUCUUUGCUGUUUUUUUGUUCUCACUCUCUCUCUCUCUCUCUCUCUCUAAACAUUAUACCUAUACAUUAUACCCACAUUAUAAUGCUGUUACAAUAAUAUAUUCUAUACAAAAUAUAAUAUGUUCCCGGAGAGCGUUUGGCCGUACCUAUACGUUUUAAGAUCUAGUCUUAGGAUAAUAUUACAAUAUUGUUAGUUUAGAUCGUAGUAUAUUAUAGAGGUAUAGAUCAAAAUAAGAUUCGAAAACAACAAAAUGCGUGUAAAAAUAUAUACUCAUUUUAAAAACUAUACG
Messenger RNA from Cinara cedri, 85863 nucleotides. The record is from the annotation of a GenBank genome assembly. NCBI's taxonomy places the organism in Eukaryota, Metazoa, Arthropoda, Insecta, Hemiptera, Aphididae.